GUGGUGCCCGAGGGGAGCUCUCUCGGUGGGUUUAGUCAAGCUGCCGUUAGGUCGAGCUCUCAGUAUGCGGAACUCCCUGUAGACUGGUGGUGGUGAUGAUGAGGAGGAGGAUGUUAUGAAGGCAGGUUGUAACUGACCGAGCUACCCGUUCAUCGAGCAGGGGAGGCGGUGGACACGCUCCCCGCAUCGUUUUGUUUGCUUUGGAGGACUGAAUAACAAUAUUUCGAAAUCUUCACAUGUUCCCGAUGAUAAGCCGUCAUAUUGAGGAGGACAUAAAGCUGAUUUCGGACAAACACCGCCGCCAGCCUCCCUGCGUAACCGAGGAGGGCGCACUCCACCCAGGCCGUUGGAAGCAGCUGGCUCCGCGGCGGACGUUAGCAGCUAACCGGCUAAUGUAAGCAGGUAAGGAUGCUCCAACUUAACAUUUGUGGCGCUUGAAAUUACUUUCUUUACUAUACUAUGUUUCUGGCUUUUCUUCUCAAUGUUGAAAACCUUAUUUUACAUUUUAAAUAGAACUUAUUUAUGAGUCAAAACGGCCAAGCUCCUGUUAGCAGCUAGGCAGCUACCUAGCUAGAUAGCUAAUCCAUCCGUGACGUACGAAGCUAGCAGAGUGGAGGUGAGAGGAUGCUUCGUAGGGGUGAACAUGUAGGACAAACCAGGCCUGAUACCUUUUAUUAGAGAAACGAUAACACUGCUACAAGAAGUCACACGACCAGCUCUCACAGAGCUCUCCGUGGGUUCUGGCAUUGCCUCAUCACGUUUGUUAUUGCGUAUGCCGUUGCCAUAAUCUCAACUGUGAGCUCGUUAGGUUGUAAAAUCCCCACUACACCUCGUAAUUAACCUCAGCUCAUAUGGGAUUUGUUCCCUGUAACUGACACCCUCUCCUCCGAAAUCGGGUGUUAUUGUAAACGCACUUGUAAGCCAGCUGAAAGCAUCAGUGAGCAGCUGUUGUUUUACACAGUGUCAGCCCAGCCUCGGACAGAAAACAGGACUGAUGAAGCAGAUAAUAGAGUCGUGAGUGUUUAAAUGACAACCAGGGUGAGGCAUAGACAGGGGCGUGUCCAUACUUGCUUUGACCGGGGUGGCUCAACUAGGGCACUGAUUCAAGUAGGGUGGUGUGAAGUAUGCACCCCCCUUCACCUGCUGUUGUUCAACAAAGAAGCCAAAAUAUUCAUGCAAAGGACACUGAUAUGCUGUAGUGGUGACGCAUUUUGGAGUAAAGGCAUGUGCAGAAGUGGUGUAGCUCAAGAACUGAUGUCACGCUUCUUCUGCUAAUCAGAACACACCUUUGACUUACUGACAAAGCAUCAGAGAUCAGGGAGCUAGUUAUGCUGAGUGGUUCGGUUAAACAUCCCAUAAACAAGGGGUGGUUCUCAAGCUGGGAGCCCAGGUUAACCCUACAUAUUACUUCCCUCACUCUCCCAGACAUCGAUACAGUCCUCAGCAGACCUCAUCCUUGGGUCAGUUUGGACAAAAUGCUCACAAUUAUGGAGUAAAAGGAGGGGGUGGAAAUUCAAUCAAUCAAUCAAUCAAUCAAUCAAUCAAUCAAUCAAUCAAUCAAUCAAAUUUUAUUUACAUAGCACUAAUUCAUAACAGUUGUCAUCCCAAGACACUUUCCAAAGAAAAAGAGCAGGUCUAGACCACGCUCAUUGUUUGAUAAUUUAUCAAGACCCAACCUUAAGAUAGGACAGAUUUGACCCAUCUCAUCUGACAUGAGUGACAGUGGCAAGGAGAAAUUACCUUUUAACAGGCAGAAACCUUGAAAAGGACCAGACUCAUGUCAGACAGCCACCAAUUGUGGCCUUAACUUCUGCAAGUCAAGAUGGUGUGGCUGCACUUCUGCCUUUUUAGGUCAUAGAUAUCACAGGUGUCAACACAAGGAAAUUUGCUAAUUUUAAACACCAAGAAAGCCACUGUAAUAAAAUAAUAAUAAAACGAUAAUGAUAAAACAUCAAAGAGCUCACAGAUGCAGUAGCUAAUUGUAUUGCAAAAAGCAUGCUACCAGUAAGCACUGUUACAUUUCAUUUUUUAUAUCAUGACAUAUAUUGAUAUAGACUGAUGUGAAAUAAAUAUAUUGGGAUAAACUUUUCCCGUAUCGCCCAGUCCUAGCUGGACUUUUCACAGUGGGUAGCACCAUGGGUGGCUUGUGAGAUUUUAAAAGGGGGAGGGGGUAGUUGCAGGAAGUGGUCUUUGAGAAGGGUGACUGUCACUCCUCUCAUAGGCCACUUCAUAAGCUAACAUGAUGUAAUUACACCGUAUCUCAUCCCAGCACUAAUAAUGUUCCAUUUUUGUGCUGCAUGCCAUCAUUGUUGUGUUUUACACACUGAGCAGAUUUCUGGCUGUUACUCGACAAAUCCUGAAGCUUGCCAUGUUCGAUUUGACUCAACAGCUGCCAGUAUGACAAUAUGACCCAGAUACAACCUUUUACAACUCUAGCGCAUCAAUUUCCUGCUGAUACAGUAUACAACAAGCUAUAAAUGUAGGAUUUGAUGGGAAGUUUGACAUUGAACAACACAUAAUAUAAGCGUUUACCCACUGAUGGACAGGCAGUUGAACCCCCUUCUUGUUGAUGUAUACACUUUCUUACUCACUGCAAUUCUUCAACAGCUGUUGAUCAGAGCUUUGCUAUCACUACACCCUUGUACUUACUCAGUGCAUUCCAAAACAUUGUGAUAUUGAUGUGCCAGCGUGUCAUUACACAGCCUCCUUCUUCUCCCCACUCUGCCUCUGUUACUACCUUCAGGGAAGCAUCAGAGGCGCAGUGACUUUGCUCCACCAUUACAUCUCAGUGUGCUACAUAUUGCAGUUGAAUUGUAUCAGGGGUGUGUACUUCUCUCCUUGAAAUGGCAGUAGAGAAGCGCCUUGUGCGUUUUGCAGACAAACGAGGUUCACAAGCUCAGCAAGGUCUAGAAAAAUUGCUGCAGACUUUUUUUGCUCUCAAGGAAUAUUUAGAAAAUGAAAGGAAAGUAUGGUGCUUUGUCUGUCAAUGUCGAAAAGGCCCCUGCUCCAUCUUUUUGAAAUCGACAGGGAACAUGGAUUCAUACAUCUGUUCAGCGGUGGCACAUUACACCCUCGGCUCAAUACUACCAGAUUGAAAUCUAAAAGCAGGAGUGUAAAGAUCAAUGCUUUCUUAAUCAACACUCCAUCUCCUCUGUUAUCCGUGUAGGCUGACCAAAAACAAGCUCAAGAAAGCGCCUUGGCUUGUCACUGCUCACCCUGACUGGCAAGUACUGUCCAUGUUGAGAGUCCUGUGAUUCAUAUCCAUCUCCUCUCCAUGCUUAUAUAACCACAGAGUGCUGCCUGCAGACCACUCUGAUCACAUUCAUCUGCUGUGUAAACCCUCAUAAUAACCUUUCUCUAAAGAGUGCACAGAGCAGCGUUAAACCUUUUCUGGAGAGAGAAACUAGAUUUGAUACCAAGCUUAAUCAGAAAAUUCAGUCAGUGCAGUAAUAUCCAUUCUAAUCUAAAAACAAUGCUGUGGUCCUGCUCUGUCUUUGUGCUUGAUGAGUCUGUCUCCAGCUUCACUGCUUCAUGAAAUAGCCAUUUUGGCAUUGUACCUGGAAGCGUUCAUGUUGCCAGACCUGCAUGUUGAUUCAUUGUCCUCCUGAUGGUUUUUGUAAGAUAAAAAGGGGGUUGGAUCCAUUCUGAACAGGCCUAGCCCUCCCUGCGAGAAUAAAUUAAGUUCUUGGCAGUCUGUCCUCUCUGUAAUUUGCAAUCGCUGUGAGGGAAUAGUUGUUUCUCUUGAACGUGCUCAGAGUUGUGCUAUUGCGUUAAAACGGAAAAGCUGUGGAAAGAAGUAUCUUGUAAAAAGAAGUGCUUCAACACCAGAGUGUUUACUCCUACUGUCUCUCAGAGAAAGUACACUUAAUAAUAUAAAGUCACAGGCAACAAUUUUUUUAUUCAUGGGCUUGCAAAAGCCAGCAGAGGACUGUCAGAUUUUGAGUGCAUUUCUAUAAUUUUAUCCAGCAUGAUGUGUGCUGAUGUUAAGCUGACUCAACGAGACAUGUUUCAGCCCUCUGUGAAAUGCUCUUUGAAAUGUGUCAUCUUAUACUGUUACAUUGGACCGUGGUUGCCAGGUUACGCAUUCCUCAUGUGAACCCUGUCAAGUAUGGACCAGCUUAUUUUUUGCUCAGAAAACAUCACUGAUUAUUCUGCAACAAAGACCAGCCUUGUUUUAUCUUAUGUUCUCUUAAGUACUCUCUGAUCUGGAUUCAUGGAGUGUCACAACUUGGGUUUGAGAGUGGAUAUUUCAUCAUAACUUUACUCUGUAUCUCAGAAAGACUGAAGAAAGAAACAAUAUGUUUUCUAAUAGUGCACUGUACUUACAGUUGUGCAUGCUGGAGUUAACUAAAGCUUUGCAUACUGCUAGCUUGAUAGUUUCUGCCCAUGUCUGUUUUUGUAUGUUAUUGAUAUGUUUAAUGUUGGUAAUAGUUUUAGACUCUGUUAGUGACCUUACAUUUGUAUCACCCAUGUUUUGCAAAAUUUGGCUUAUUGACAAUGCGCUAAAAUGAAAUUGGUGGGCUCAUGUCAUUUCCCACUUUCUCCUCCUAGUUUCUGGGUUAAUAUUAUGUCAACUCUUAAAAGACAAAAUAGCCAAGCUUCAAGCCAAUAGCUUCAAGCCAAGCUGGUUAACCAACUCAUAUAUUGUCAUACAUACCCUGUCAGGUGUGGACCAGCUUAAUUUCUUCCCCAAAAAGGACAGUAAGAAAGAUUUCUGUUACUGCAUUGACACCGUUUUCAUACUCAUUUGUCAGUAAAUAUUGUCUGUGUUGGAUUCAUUAGGUAACUAGCAAAAUCUGACCAUUUAAUCAUAACCCUCCAUCAAGAUUAGUCAGAUCACAUUUGUCUCGUGUCCCUUCAUGGUGGCUCUUCUGCUCACAUUUGGAGCUAUUAGAGAUAAUUAGACCCAUAAUGCAUCUGCAACCUACUGUGAUAAAGCCAGCCUUAAUGUCAGCUGGACACAGCUGCGUCAUUCAGAGUCUCUGCCAUAGCUGCUGGCGUUAAUAACAGCCUGUGUCAGGAUGUUCGACUAUAGCGUCCUUCUCAUGGCUUACAUGCAGCCUAUUGCAGUGCCCUGUUAUCUUUGUGUGCCUGAUCUGUUUUUACUGGACAAGCUUACAUCUAUGACGCAUGAAAUCUACUCGUCAACAUUUGUUUACCACUUAUACUCACGCUCAAUUGUGACUCUAGGACUUCAGCAGGCAGAAAUAUGGUAAUAAUGUUGAUAUAUAGUCAACCCCCUUUUUGCCACAGAAAAGAAAUACAGGGUAGUUGUUUCUGUGGAUAUCACUUACAGAGCUUCAUCUUAUGCUUAUUGUCAUUGUCUGAAUCUGCCAGUUAUUUCAACAGCUGAUAGAUUGAUAAGGUAGUCUUUGAAAUGUCAAAAAAUUCAAAGAUGUUUUGCUGAGUCGAAAGGGACAACUUUAAUUUGCUUCCCUAUUUUAACAUACAGUCAAAUUCUUAUGCGUGAGAAUCUGGAGCCAGCACUGUUGAGGCUUUUACUAUGAAAUAGUGGAUUAUUGGAUUACAAAAGUGGUUGGUAAUAUUUAGUCAUUUGUGUGAUUUACACACAAACCCUAAUAUUAUUUCUUAGCAUGGAGAAAAAUCAUGGCUAUGAUGAGGAAUUCUUUUCAAGCUACAGACUUGGUGUUUCUGGGAAUUAACAACCUCUUCUUUGAAUCUAUUUCUUUCAUUAAUGGAUAAAGCUAUUGAGGAACACGCAGCAUAACUAUGUUACAAUCGGUACUGAAGCUCAAACUGUAGAAAAAUAACAAGUCUGUCAGGCUCUCCCGACAGACUUAGUGGACUCCCCUGAAAUAUGGCACGGAAACUGACACCACAGCGGUAAGAUGACUCUGCAGCUUGAUUGACUAACAUCCAAGUUAACAGCUCUUAUAACAGAAGCUCCUGUAUCAGCACUGAAACAGGAUCAUGUGCUCUCAAAACAUGCACAUUCUAAUGCAUUUUAAUUAGGGUUGUUGUUACCUGACUCAGACUGUGGUUCUUUCAAACAAAACUUUGACUAUUUGUUACUUUCCCUAAGAUCAGCUCUGUAUUGAUGCCCCUUCAGCCUCCCUGUGUCUUGUGAUUUGUCUGAACAUUGCAAUGAUCCUGUAUGCUCUGGCUGUCUAAAUGCUGAUCGCUUUCUUUAGUGCUGCAAGUCAUGUUGACACCCUUUUUUAGUUUGUUUUACACAUAUUGUCCAAUCAAAUUAAGCCUACAUGUGUUUGGGACGUCUGAAUGCCAAGUUAUUAGAAAAGAGGAGACAGCCUGAGAAACACAAGUUGAAGGAGCCAUAAUCAGCUGUUUAGCAGCAUGUCUGUUUGUUUCAGUGAGGAGUAGAUCUGCACAUUACUCAGCCAUAGAGAAAAAAACCUAUUGAGGGAUCAACACUGAGGGGUCAUUUUAAGACCAGGUUGUUGUAAAGUUUAUAGCUGACCAUGCUGUUGAUUCUGCGUCGCUCUUGAGCUGAACACAAGGACAAAAAUUCAAGCCACUCUUUGCAGUGCACACAUGCUACGAAAUAAAACCUGAACCACAAAUAGCAGCUCUGUCUGCUUAUCAGUGCAGAGUUUACAGCCUUUCAGAGACCAUGAGAACCUCUCUGGGUAUAUUGUUUGUGUUUCAGGGCGGAGUUUCUGCAUGUUGCAUUAGAUGGUGUCAAAGUAUAAAUGCAUUCAUCUUCACCUGAUGUUUCACCUCUGUAGGACUGACUCGCCUAAGAAAAUAUUCUGACACCUUGAGGUUUUCUUUCCGCUCCCUCUCCUGCACUGUGACUAAAAUUAUAACAUCAGAAGCACGUUGCAUAAUAAUAAUAACAUAAAAAUGUAUAUGAGGCCUCUGCAGACUGAAGCGUCAGGAUUAAGCAGUCAGGUUUUAAUGCAUGUGCCUUGGAACGAAACGGGGAAGGCUUCAUUUUAGAACCGCCAUUUUAAUGCAACAUUUGACAAUCAAGCAGGGAGGAGUGUGUGUGGAAGAGAGACAGAGACGUCUACUUUCUUCCCUGACUGUGGUCUCAAUAAGCCAGAUUGCACUCAAGCCGCAAGCUGUUCUUUGUAAUUAAAAAGCCCAUUAUCCUUUUAGAGAAAGGUUAACAUAGUCAUACAUCCAAAGAACAGGUGUUAACAGACAGAGAUGUGUAUGAAACAACAGGUUGGGUUUUCACCCUGACCUCUGAUCACUUUUUUGUGGGAAAGUAAAAAGAUCUAUAUGCAUACUAGUACUGUAUUUCAUUGCAGCUGAAGGUAUUACAUAGAAUACAUGCUGUUAUAUACCACCACCAGUGCUAUCGUUGUAAUUUUUGCCUGACACAAGCAAAUGCAUACCCUUUUAAUAGUGUUGUAAUUUAAAAGCUCCCCAGUUGUCCAGACUUGCUUACAUGUCACACAUUUUACACCAUGAUAUUCACCGUAUCUGUGACAAAUUGGUAGAUUCAAAGUGGCUCCAUGGGCAGGAGUACCCACGUGUAGAGUUCCUGAGAUUACCUGUCAGUCACAGGGCUGGAGGGAAAUAUCUCAUGAACUGACGAGUGCCUAUUCUACAGAGACUCUUAAGCUGCUUACUAAAUGGGCAAGCCUUCACUGAAAAGUCCUAAUACCCCAAUGAAAACAACCAGGUGACAUAAUGUUUACAACAGAAAUUACCCACAACAAUUGCAACUCUGUCCAAGCUUUACAGAUUAUUGAUAACAGACAGGACGGUGUUUCUUCCCUUUAUUAUUUGAGAUCAAAUCAACACACAACACUGCUAAACACUGAGGUUGCUGUUGUGAGCUUGUCAUAUUUGACACCUUUUGUGUUUGUCAAGCAUUAUCAUAUUGUCUGCCAUGGACUGUGUUUGUUGUUGUGUUUAAUUUCCUGCCAAGUCAGAUACCAGCAUGACAUUUCCAACAGAGCUAUGUUUGAUCCUGAGAAAACCUCUAAAAGCGUUGACUGUCUCUGUCACUGUGAAGGUUCUUUCUUUAGUUUUACUGACGAUGAACUGCUACAGAAAAUGAGAAAUUUUGCUUCAGAAGUAAUUAUAAUAAUAAUAAUAAUAAUAAUGAUGAUCAUAAUGGCUUUAUUGUUAUAGCACUUUUAAAAACAGAAGUUUACAAAGUGCUUUGACAAAUAGUCAUACAGCACAGGACAUUAGCACAUGGACAUAAAAACAAAAGCUCAGUUAAAACAAGACCUCCGAAUUGAAGGCCAAUUUCAUUUGUCAUAAGGAACCAAGACAAUACAAGACCCUGCAACAUAAACUGAGACCAUGAGGACUAACAUAAAAACACAAAAUAGGUAAGAAAAAGAAAUGUAAUCAAAAAGGUGGGUUAAAAGGAGAAAACAGGAUAGUAAAUAUAAAAAGACGAUAUUAAUAAUGAUAAUAAAAUAAUCACAAAAUAGUAAUGAUAGUAAUAGUAAUGAUAAAGGGGAUACAAGAAAAACGAGAAAAGAAGAAGUGGCAAACAUCACUAGUUUCUUCACUGGGUGCAGCCUCAAAGUAAACGGAUAUGAGUUUGUAUAUUUGCUCAUUUGUCUCUGGUCAUUAGCACAUGAAGUGGCUUCCUUAUCAGCACAUCAGCACAUCAGCACAGCAUUACACAACAUUGUUCUCUGUCAACCACUAGUUUUUUUUGUUGAAAUAUCUCAGACAGAUUUGCUUCAGUUGAGAGGUUUGUUUUUUUAAUACUAUGUAGCUGAUAGCAGCAGCAGCAUGGACGAGGAAGGUAAGGGGGAAAUGGAGACCUCUGCCAACUUCAGUAGAUUUAUUGCGCGUACGACAUCUUUAUAGGUCUUGGCAUUUGAAAAAGUCAAAGAUUACAAAUUAUGACCAACACCACAGUUCGUCAUGUUUUAUAACUCAGAAAAACAGCUGAUGUAGUGGAAGUGAGGUUACUUCCACAAAUAUUGUGUCCCGUCUCCAGACUAAAAAAACUUUUCUUUGUUUUUCUUGUGUUUCAGGUUUGACUCUGUUCCAGGGAACCAUCACAAUGACUACUGAGAAACUGCUUUGCUGCUUUACUGAGGAAUUUGCCCGGUUGUAACAGACAUACACCACUGCAUAAAGAGGGAACAUUAAUCCUAGAUGCCGUGACAUACAGGACGUGGCCAAUCCAAGAUGGAGAAAAAGAAAAUGUGCCCCCGCCUUCUCGACUACUUAGUCGUGGUCGGAGCAAGGUAGGUUCAUCAUUUGGAUUUUUACUAAACUAGAUUUGAACUGAAAAAGGAAAUAAAUAACUCAGGCAGAUAAUGUAAAUAAUGUAAAUAGAUGCUCUAAUUUUGUUUUUUAAAACAAGAUGAGAUCUUUUCUUUAGCAACAUGCUAUCUUUUUACAUUUAUUGUACUGCACAAAAGGUUCACGCUAAAAGAGAUGCUGUUUUACUGAUUUGAACACCAUGAUGUGAACUUUAAGUGCUCAUAACGCAGUACCACGUGAUGUGGCAUGCAUAAUUAGAGACAACAGCACAUUGUCUCAAACACUUUGGCCGUGGAGGGGGAUGGUGAUUCACAUGAACACAGUGAAAUUAGUCAAGUGUCCAUUUAGUGACUGCAUUUAGAGCCACUUAGUAUUUCUACUGGAGUUGUAGGUAUUUAAGUGUUAUGCGUGAAGGCAAUUGUCGUCGCUGUGGGCUGGAAUAGUUAUUUGUUUAACCUCCCUGACCAGAUGUUAACAGCUUGACAAACAAAUGAUUGGCCUCUGUAACCACAAAACCACAUCCAGGCCUUUGCUCCCUCAAUUAUCCAAAAUGUUUCUCUGCACAUUUAUCCAGUCUUUUAAGCGCCUUUUGAAACUGCAUGUAUGUACGUGCUGACUGUUGUUGCUUUUGUCAGUGAAAAUGCCAAAAUUUGCAAUUUGGAAUAUUGUAAACUUUAGCACAAUACUUUGACUCAGGAGUUAACAGUUAACUAGCUACACUUAGUCAAUCAGAUAGUGUUGUGGAUGGGACACUUAGAUGAGGCACAGAGGAAGACGUGGAAGAGGGAGCCAAAGUAGCACACUUUCAUAUGAUUACUUUCAUCUGCCUGAGUAUCAGCCGGGUAAUCGCUCUAACCCUGGUUUGUUUAUUAUAGGGGACAUGUUUUUUCAUAAAUCAAUGCCAUAGAAACACAGUUAUUGAACCACAAAGAGUAAAUGUUUUUUCAAUCAAUCGAUCAAUGAUUUAUGCACCCAUAGGGCCAAUGCUGCUUUCAGAGUAAAACAAAUAUUUAUCCCUCUUUCCUCCAGGCAACCAAGCAGUGACAGUGUGGCCCAGACACCUCAGCUCCUACGCCGCUACCCACUGGAAGACCACCAUGACUUCCCACUGCCACCAGAUGUGGUGUUUUUCUGCCAACCAGAGGGUUGUCUGAGUAUACGCCAGCGCAGGGUCAGCCUCCGUGACGACUCCUCAUUUGUUUUCACGCUGACCGACAAGGACUCGGGAAUCACCCGCUACGGAAUCUGCGUCAAUUUUUACCGAUCAUUCCAGCGAGGACAUCACCGUGCUCGUGGGGACAAGAGUGGACACACGGAGACAGCAGGACAGGCAACCGGUGACGGAUCUGAUGGCAGCGGUGCAGGCCAGCCACCCUCAAAGUCUCCAGCCAAAAGUGCUGAGUCAGCACCUCCACCUGCCUCAGGAGGGGAGAGUGGACAGCCAGGUGCCGAACUUAACACUGGCAAGUCCCCACAGCACAGAAGAAACGCUGCCAAGAUGGCAGCCAGGAACCGCAACAGCACACUGACCUCACUGUGCAUACUCAGCCACUACCCCUUCUUCUCCACCUUUAGGGAAUGCUUAUAUAUUCUCAAGAGGUUGGUGGACUGCUGUAGUCAGAGGCUAACCCAGCGGGCAGGGCUACCUCGUGCCACCCAGAGGUAAGGCUGAACCUGUGUUUCCCUGCUUUUCAACUGUGAUCUUGUUUCUUUCCUGGUAAAGCAUUUCAGGAUACCGCGUGGAUAAUUUAGUUUUGAUGUGUUUUCAAGUUUUUAGCAAAUUUAUACUUCCCAGACAAUGAACACUUAUUUCUUUUGACAUCUCAUGACCUUUUUGGUGAGGCCAACCUCAGGCCAAAAGCUGAGUACUUGCAUAAUACUGAUGGGAUGCGACUUUGAUUUUAAUCAAGCCACAACAUUUCCUUUCACACCCCCAAUUUUGGUGAUAAAUUGUUAGAAAAACAUUCAGUAAUUUCUCAGAAAUUGUAAGGAGAGUAUAAUAAACCUUGCAGACUGUGGUUGGGAUGGGUGUGUGUGGGGGUGAGUGUUGUUAAAAGCCAAUGGCCCAUAAAGUCAGAGUUCAACCUAUCACGCUCUGAUUUUCACCUUGGGGCAAAAACAGUCAGUCCCACAUUAUCAGCCAAAGGCUCAAAUGCCUGUAGCUAAACACAUCAUGUCAAAAGAUUUUUUUAUGUUUCUUUUUCUACCUCCGUAGAAAAGGUUUGAUGUCACAGUGAAUAUCAAUCGUUAUAUCCCAGUGUCAUUGCCUGAUGAGACGGCCCAAUAAGUGGACAAAGGGCGAAAUCCUCUGACAUUUAAAGCUAUUUAAAGAAUUAUAAGUCAUUAUUUCAAACAAGGAUUAAAACCAGGCCUCUCAGAAGAGGAUUUUUUUCUGUAUUUUGUUAGCAGACAGAAUUGACAUAAAGGCAUUUCCACGCAGAACACGAUCAACUGAAAAUGAAGAAGCAGCUACCCCCAGUGGAGCUGGAAUUUAUUUAUGAAUUAUUAAAGAAGAUGGACAAAUAUUGAUUAAAUAUUCUCUACUGGUUAGUUUUUCAGAGGCAUCUUUUCAUUCAUAUUAACAUAAUGGAUCACAUAAAAAUAACCCUCAUACAGUUGCUUAUUUUUCUUGGGUAUCAAACGUUCACAGCAGGAUUAUUUUACAGAUACAGCAAAAAUGUGUUGUUUUACCAGUGUGUCUGUUUAUGUUUUCAGCACAGCUUACUGCUUUCCAUAUCCUUCCAUCUGCUUCCCUCAUUGUCCACCUGCUAUGUGUAUGUCUGUGUGGCAGAGUUAAUACAAGAGCUUUUGUCUGUGGCUCCAUGCAGUUCUGCCGGCCAUCUGCAGCUUGUGUCAUGUUUUCACAGUGUGCUGUACGAUACCACACCCCGCCUUGAUGGUAAACAGUGACAACUAAAAUAUCCACAGUUUUGUUUUGAAAGGUUUUUAUCGGAGCAAAUAAUGUAAUCCAGAGAUGCAGUUUCAGCUUAAGUGCUGUCACGGUUUAUAAGAGUAAUAUUUUUAUAUAUACUAAGAUUGUGAAGUCUUUGUCAUAAAAAAGGCCCUAAAUGCACAGCUAAGAAACAUCCGGGCCCCUUUUUAUAAUCAUCGUUAGAGUUUAAGUAUGGCACUGAAAUAGUGGUGUUAUGAUGUGCACCUGUUUUAAAUAGAGGAUACGUGUAGAUGUAAACCAGAACAUUUUUGGAGGCAUGCUAUUUAUUGGCAUAAUUCCGGUAUUGGAAGAUAAUAGCUUUAAAAUGAUAUGAACAUUUCUAAGUGACGUGCAAUCGAUGACAUCUUACACAUGCUAACAGUUGAACGUCCAAGUUUGAGGUAAAAAAGUAGAUAGUAGCGGUCCACCCAUAUUGGUUUCUCAUUGAUUCAUUGAUCUACCUCUAAUUCAUUCGUUCUACUUCUGAAACAAGAAGACUGUCAUUAUAAGAGUAACAGGUAAAUUCUAGUACAGGAGAUUUCUGCUGUUAGUUCUGGUACUGGUAUAAGCAAACUUGACUUUCAGAACCUUACCAUAUUGGUCAAAAUCUGGCAUCAUGCCCUCUUGGAUAACAGUCCAUCAGAAUCACUACACUUGUGUUUUAACUGCGCAGUAUUCCUGCUGAAUUAAUGACUGACAUGUGUGAAGUAUUUUGCUGGAAAAAAAGAGUUGUUUGUCUGAGUUUAUGAGCACUUGGGUUGAUUGGUUGAGCUGCAUGUUGUAUUUUCUUGUUUCAUUAUAUUGUGAUGUGGGAAUAUUUGCUUUCCUUCAGUUGCCAUGGAAACACAAAAGAUUGUGAGUUUUCUGUGAUGAAGUUUUAAUUAGGCUGUCUUUUAACUCCAGCCUUUGCCCAGUUUGAUUGUCAGUCACCCAAUGUGGACAUGUUUUCUUUCCGUAGUUGUCUAUAUAUAGUUGUAAAAGCAGUGCAGCUCUCCCCACAUUGAUAAAAGGGAUUAUAGGAAUGUUAGAUUCACAGUUAAUCUCAUACCUUCACUUUUCACUCUUCUGAUAGUGGGCUCUAGUGGGUUCUCUUUGUAUCAUCAAAGUAAAGCCGUGAUUUCUCUGACAACCUUGAAAUGGCCAAUGAAGCCAAAGGCUGCGCUGACCAGAGGAUCUUUUUUCCUCUGACAUGGUUGGUUGAAAUGUGGUGCGUGGCAAUGACAGAGAAGGAAGAGAGCCAUUGCAUAAUGGCUGCAAGCGCUUUGUGCCAUGGCGGCUCUGACAGAUUGAGGUCUCUGGCUGCCUUCGGGUAGCAGCUGCAGUAGGUGGGAGGGCUUCAAAGGACUAAUGAUUUAUCUCCCUCCUUGCCACACACACACAAAGUGUAUACACUCUAGAAAUGGUUAAGUGGCACCCUGUGUGUGAGGAGUGGAGGGUUUUCAAAUCAAUAACACAGCAAUAGCUUGAGAGCCUCUGCUGUGUUUUCAAUCUCAUUUGCCCAUCAUAUUAGUGAGUGUUUGUAGAGGCCUCAUGGUAGUUGUUUUAAGCGAUAAAAUGAGCAAUUCAUUUCAUUUAAACUACUUUGCACUUUGGAGUAACUGCUGACUGAUAUGACUACACCUUAUUCAUUAAGUCUGGUAUAUUUUUCUUAUUGGUAAAAUAUUUGAACUUCCAAUGUGGUGAGGCUAAAUUAUGCUAUUUGUCCUGUGUUACAAGCUACUUCAGCCACUAAUGAAACAAUCAGUCAUUACCCAGCUAGCAAACAUUCCAGUUAUAUGAUUAAUAAUUUUAAUAUCUGAUGUUCUAGUUUAGUCUAGCUUUUUUCAGGGAAUCAUUGGCACAAACAAAGAGAAUUGAGUCAUACUUGAGAGGCUUUCUUUGGCUUAUUGGUCCUUGAAUUCCCCAGCUUACUCCAAAUCCCCUCUUUUGUUUAAAAUCUGUGAAUUUGGUGGGAGUAAUGCAACUUCCAGCUGGCCACUUGCAAAACACCUUAAAACAACAAGCUUCAAAACAAAAAAACACAAAUAAAAAAUAGUGAUUUUUCUUUUUUGAACCACUCUGAGAAAGGAACAAAGCCCUGAGACUACGCUGCCUUCAAAGAGCUGCUAUUUCCAGCACUGUUUAAACAAAGUAUCUUAAAACUGUCAGAUUUUUAUAUGAUGCUCUAAAUAGUUUGGACAUUUGGUGGACUUGGAAACAAAAAAUUGUGGCUGCCAAGUUUUUUUGAGGCAUCUUUUGACUUUUUACAAAAAAAAUGAUCGCAAACCGAUUUCAAAACCAAGGUGCACAUUUUCUAUGUAGCUCUAAAGGAAAUUACCGUAUGUACAAAGAAUUCUGACCUUUUAUGUUGUUUAUCUUUUUAGAGACACCAUGUGGCGUGUGUUCACUGGGGCACUGUCGGUGGAAGAGAAAGGCAGCCAGCUGCUGGCUGACCUGCGAGAGAUUGAAUCCUGGAUUUACAGGUUGUUGAGGUCACCGGUACCAGUGGCCGGUCAGAGGCGUGUGGAUGUGGAAGUUUUGCCUCAAGAACUCAAACGAGCACUCACCUUUGCCCUUCCUGACAACUCUCGCUUUGCCAUGGUUGACUUCCCCCUGCACCUGCCCCUAGAGCUGCUGGGUGUGGACGCCUGUCUGCAGGUCCUCAGCUGUGUCCUGUUAGAGCACAAGGUAAGGAUAAACACAGCAUCAUCACUCUAGCCGGUUUCUAAGUUAUACUUCUAGGUUUUAUUUGUGGUCUCAUUCAAACAAAAUCAAGCCCCAGCUGAUUGUUUCAGGGAGAAAGGCCUGGCCAUAGCAGGUUUAGUAUGUUAUCAUUGGUCAGUGAUUUGUUCUGAGGUGUAGCUGCUCGUCUCCCCCUGCCCUGGAGAAGGAUUCUUCAAAAGACCUCCAGAGAAGUGGCCUUCAUGCGUCAUUUCCUCUCAGGCUUUGAUGUAGUGGAGGUUAAAAAAGGAGAAGCUGUGGUGUGUGACUGAAAGUGCAGGCACUUCAUCUCUGUUUCUAUCGUUAACACUGAAAGCAUUAGUGAGGCUGUGAUAGAUAUCCCUCUUUGGCAGUGCGGGUGUUGUGCCCUGUUGUUGCUCUUGGUUUUCUACAACAUUGAUACUCAUUUGCAUUUAUCCUUGAUUGAGCCCAAGCUUCACAGCUUCACUCACACUGCAAAAACACCAUACUGCUGAUAAAUGAUGGGCAGUUUAUUUGCUUUUCUGCCCUUCAGCUUUUUUGAUUAGAGAAUAUAAAUGGACAACCCACGUAAAAAGAUGUUCACCCACUCAGAGGGUUUUAAAGGUUCACUGCGCCUCCCCCCUGCUCCUCUUUGGGGUUGAUUACUGAAAAGAGAAUGUUCACCUGUAUGAAAUCCUGCCAUCUUCUAUUCUGUCUGUUCGUUUUUUGUUUGAGGAUGAAUUCAGAACAUCAUUAAAUUCAUUCAGGCUGAACUAAGUGAUGUCUGAAAGCUUUCUGAGUGACUUCCUUUCAAGGACUUUUUGCUGCCAAUUGAAUUUUUAUAUGGGCUCAGUUUUUCAUCGGACGGCCACGAGGCAAAAUUUCUUUGUUCACACCUUAUACAUGCAACUAGGAACUGAACACAUGAAUUUCCUAGAAAUACAUAGAAAUACUAAUUUUUAUUUUACUAAUCUUAUGUAUUUUAUGUAAUUCUGAUUUAUUAAAUUGUACACUUUUUUCAGGUCAUCCUUCAGUCUCGGGAUUACAAUGCUUUGUCUAUGAGUGUCAUGGCUUUUGUGGCCAUGAUCUACCCUCUGGAGUACAUGUUCCCUGUCAUCCCUUUACUGCCAACAUGCAUGGCCUCUGCUGAGCAGGUAAAAUGUACCCUCUUCUAUAUACUUGUCCAGGAUUUAGAUCUGUUUUUUUUUUCUUUUUUAUAGCAACAAGCUGUACUUUACUGGCGUAUCUUCUCCUCUCCACAGCUACUUCUCGCCCCCACCCCCUACAUAAUAGGUGUACCAGCCAGCUUCUUCCUCUACAAAUCUGAUUUCAAAAUGCCAGAUGAUGUGUGGCUCGUGGACCUUGACAGCAGCAAGGUUAGAACAUCCACCUGGUGCUCUGCCCUUCCCUCUGAUCUCAAUUCGUUUCUCUAUGUCCACUGAAUAAAUGUUUUUCAUAAACUAGUUAAAGAACUUUUUUUCUUCCUUUUCAAAUUAUUUUUUGGUUUUUGUCUGCAGGUUAUAGCACCCACCAAUGCAGAGAUUUUACCACCUCUUCCAGAGCCUGAAGGGGGUGAGCUGAAGAAACAUUUGAAACAGGUAACGAAUGCAGUUUGUCUGAUGCCUCUUGGGUUUUUAGCAGUUUAACAUUUUCUCAUUUUGGGCCAGGGCCCAGACUUAAACCAGUGGGAUUACUGCUACUUUUUCAGAGAAAUUUCUGGAACCCAGUUAGUGCCGUGUCGCCAAGCUAUUUUUGUCCCCGUGACCAUUAGUAGAUUCAAAUGUGUAAAUAUAAACUUCUCUUUCAGCAGUAUGAAGAUUAGGGGCUUCCUCCUUCAGCAGAGUUGUAUGUAUUGUAGAAGAGUGUGCAAGCAUUUGAAAUGAGUUUUGAGGUGUACUAACAUGAACAAAUGUUUUUCUUUUUCCCUGUUUUUGUUGCAUGCUCUAGCUCUUGGAGGUAAAACCAGAUCAUAGGACCUUGUUACCCAAGCCAAACCUUUAGUAAUACUUUGCUGGUAGUAACUAACAUGCCCCUCUAACCCUGUUAUCCAGCAUAAUAUUGGAAUCUGGUUCUGAUUCAUGGGAACACCUCACUUUUAUUUUUCCAACAUUGCACAUGCAACACAAGUAGACUGUCAUGUAUCAUAGAAAUGAUUUUAAUGAUCUCUUAGUGUACUCAGUGUGCUGUUAGUUCACCACGGCUGACCUUUUAGCAGUCAUUUGCUGUUGGUAAGAUUGCCAUGCAUCCCAUUUUCUUCACAGUGCUUCUGAAAAUUUGUCAUUAGACUCACAUGUUGAUGAUCUAAGAUCAUAUUUGAAUGGGUGCGUGAAGGAAUGUUAAAAACAAUCUUAUCCGCAGUAAAUAUCAAAACUGGCAGCAAUGAAUUCAAUCUUUGUUUUGAAAUUUACAAACUAUUUUAUGAGACUGACGCUAAAACCCUGCAACAUCCACUAUUUCCUCACACAUAGGGAUAACAGAGAUACGGCUUUUUAAUACAAACAUUAAGGUUUUUGGGUUUAGUUAAAUUAUGGAAUAAAAAUGAUUUAAAAACAUGUAAGAAUUUUAUUUUUCAUCUGUCGUCCCACGCUUAAGUGUUAAACAGAAUUUGUAAAAUACAUCAAGGAACAGCAUUAAAUAGUUUUCAAGCAGCCAAGAUAAAGCCCAACAGUGAAGUCAGUACAAACAGAGUUAAUUGUUUUUUUUGUCUGUGCUUAGUUGACUCAUAUUCCAUUUAAAUUUCACUCUGAAACUCAUUAAAAAUCAGUGCAUAGGUUAUAAUCCGAACAUACACUUUUUUCUUUGGUAUGCCUUGAAUCAGAGCCGGUUCGUUAGCUGUGUGUGAUAUGCAGCUCUCUCCCCUGUGUGCGGAUGUGUGAUGAAAGGCUGGUGUGUAGGAGUGUGUAAAGCCUCAGUUUAGCAGUUGUGUAUUUGGAAACAAGCACACAAUAUUGGUAUCUGCGAAUAGAGAAAAUGUCACUUGAGGUGGUUUACUGAGUAUUUAAAGCCUGUGAUGCCAAAGCAGAAUGCUGUGGAUGUGAGAGUCACUGAAAAUACUUGCACUCGACUCUGGAUGACUCGAAUAAAUCAGACAUGAUGAGUGACUGAUUUAUUGACAUUUACAGAAAUGGUGAUGGUGUUGUUUCAGCUCACAAUGAGAAGUUACCAUGAGGGCUUUUAUUUUGAUAUAGGCUGUGCAAGUAUGGUAUCUAUGUUUGUGAAAAGAUCUGCUGUUGUUGUAUCUGUCAUCAUGGCCACUCCAUUGUAACCACUGGACUUUCCAGUUGGUCACCAUGGAUGGCCUUCAUGUGUCUUUUAGCAGCUUGAUUCUGUAGGUAAAGUCUUUUUGGUCACAUUAUUGCUUUAUUGUCUCACUGUCCUCCAUUGUCUUCUGUCCAAUUCUCUCCUCCUCUGAUUGUCCAUCACCUUAAAAAAGAGAAAUCACACAAAAGUCGCUUUUCUUAUCUCUUUUCUUCAGCAAAUUGAGGAAUCAAAAAUAAAAAUCACAAAAAAGACAUCUGUGAUUGCACAAGCAAAUCAAACUAUCAUCAGCAUUUCUGUCAUGGUUUUAGAUCUAUUUGAGUCUUAAUCAGGUGGAACCAAAAUACUCCUAAUCCUUGUCAGCCAAAUACAAACAAAAAAGGAAAUGGUGUUGAAAGGAGAUCAAGAAAAGCAAAGGAAAGGGCUGAAGUUGUGACCUUUCCGUCAUGUGCUGUUCCAGUGUGAGUCACAAAGUAUCCAUCCCAAGCCUUCAUGUGAUUCUCCUCGCAUCUCUCUUCCUAGUGUCUGGUUAGGUUGACCGUGAUCACCCAAAAGCAGAUCUUCUCCUCUGAAAAUAAGGUUACUCAUCUCUCCUCCCAUGGAAUGUGUAAUGCCCCUGCACGGAUAUCUUCUUCUCUCUCACAUUGUUUUGCUUGUCACUACUACUUACCUCCUACUCUUUCAGACUUGAAUAAAAAUGCAUAACAGUGUCACCGAAUGUUGCGGACCAGUUUUUUGAUACACUGCUUAGCUCUGGCUUGAGCAUGACUGAAUGUGCGUGCAUCUAUAUCUUGGCAUCAGUGAGUGUUCUUACAACCAAAACAAGAUAUGAUGAGGCCAAUCACCUCUGAGAAAGUUAACAUCCAUCAAGAUCCAGCAACUAAAUGUUCCAUUAUGCUAAGCUAAACAUUGAUACUUGAGUUUGCAGCAGUCCCCUCAAGGCAAACCAUGCAUAGUGACUUACUCCCCUUGUGCUCCUCCUCUCCAAGAUGGCGCAACCACCAGAGGCAUCAACAUUCACAAAAAUUACCCGCAGGCUGCUGUGUAUAUUAAGAUACAAAAAACACAAGGUUGGGUGCCUAUAAUUUCUACUAGCUUUUGUCACUUGGGUAAACUACUGGGCAAAGAGGGGUAAUUAUUCAUAUGGAGUUUAUUGGAUUAUCUCUUAAUAAUUGUUAUUUGUUUUCAUUGUAGCAGCCUGUGUCUUUAGUAUUUAUUGUUUUCUUUUUUUAACCCAGAGAGAGGGGGAAAAGUUCACAAAUGUCAGCAGUUUUAACAAAAUGUUGAUGCCGAAAGUGGGAGUGUUCCAUCACAGCGCUUGUAAUUUUGAUUUUGGAUCCACUGCUGUGUUUUUAAUUUGUGUCACUGUCACCUUUUCUAGGCUUUGGCCAGUAUGAGCUUGAACACCCAACCAAUUCUGAACCUGGAGAAGUUUCAGGAAGGACAAGAGUUGCCCCUGCUCCCACCUGGACGAGACAAAGCAUCACCGUCCUCCACAGAGUUCAACCCUCUUAUUUACGGCAAUGAUGUUGACUCUGUGGAUGUAGCUACCAGGCAAGCCAUAAAUGUUUUUUGAGAUGUCCUGAUCUUCGGGUAAAAUAUGAAUAGUAUAAUAAUGAUGAGUUUAAGAUUAAACAAAAUAUUUAGCAAUUCAGUAAAGAUACAUAAAAGGCUUUUCCAGUCCCCACAAAAAUGAUUUAUUUACCCCUUUGUGUAAACCCUACUUGUUUCUUUUUAUACCAAGAUCUACCUCAUCCUUUUAUUUUCUCGCAUGUUCAGCCAAAACAAACAAAAGACCAUUCAAGCAUCUGCACUCAUUCUUGAACCUUUUAAUUAGCUUAUCAUCAGGUUAGAACUGGUAAUCCACUAUUUGUCUCAGCUGUAAGCCCUUUUGCUCUAAAAUGCCUGCAUUUCUGUGGCGACAUCAAACUGUUCCUCUCUCUGACACAUGACACAAGAACAUGCAGUAAUGUCACUGUAAUCCUGCUACUUUGAGGCUGCUGCUGUUAGAGUUCUGCCACUUAACCCACAAAUGCUCUAAAAAGCUUCAUUUUCAUCCUAGAAUGACUCAGUUUUGUUCUGUUUGAAAUGACUUGCAUUCUCCUAGUAUCUCAUCAGUUUUUUUUCAGUUCUCUAGAGCUUGCAGGAAUCCUAUUAACAGGUGAAAGUCAACUAAUUUAAGGGUGGCAUGUGAUGUACUUGAUUGUCUGCCCACCAAGAUGUAGACAGCAGCCACAAAAGGGUCACAUCUGCUUUAAAUAAAGGAAUGGGAACACUUAUGAGACUUGUUACACAAAUGCCAAGAAUAAUUUUUGUUACAUAACAGAGAGUGACAACAAAUGACACUUGUAGUCUGAGUCUAUCCUCUUCAUCCUCAGACUUCAUUAAAGUACCUAAAAUUUGGUCAUCCUGACAAGAAAUAUGUGUUCAUUCUUAUGGUUUAUAUGUGGAAUAGCUUAUAUAAUGUGCAGCAUUGCCGUAGUUUAAAUCUUUUAAUACACAUUAUAUAUCAACAAUAGUUUGAAGCUAAACAAACCUCUCAUCUUUACAGAGUUGCGAUGGUUCGAUUCUUCAACUCUCCAAAUGUUCUCCAAGGGUUCCAGAUGCACACUCGCACAUUGCGCCUCUUCCCCCGGCCUGUGGUGGCUUUUCAGUCGUCCUCUUUUCUUGCGUCUCGGCCACGACGCUCUUGCUUUGCAGAUAAGCUUUCUCACACCCAGGCGGUGGAGUUCUAUGGAGAAUGGGCCCUUAACCCCUCUAAUCUAGCCUUUCAGAGGAUACACAACAGUAAGACUUGUUUUUCACUCUAUUUGUAAAGUUAUUGUGGUUCUUACAUUUUAAAAAAUGUGUCUGGUGCAGCUGCAAAUGUAUGCAGUAUGGAGUAUCUAUGACUACUCCAGUGAAUAGUGAAAAUCCUGUACUAUAAUUUAUUAGCUUUUAAUUGACUUCUUCCUCCCCAAAUGGUUAACAUACACAGCUUUGAUACACUUUAAAACUGGCAGUAACAGCUACGGUUCAACUGCCGGAAAAAGCAACAGAUUUUAGACGAAUCAUCAUCUGGUGAUAGCAAACAGCACUGAGGUGUUAUAACAAAGCAUUUCAGCUGAAGCUUGCAAAAUUUUGGCCUAAGUAAGCCAAAAAUAUUUUUAAGGCAGUGUUUAAUUUUUGAAAGUGAAUAUCUUUGAAACAACUGCUUAAAAACACAAAAAAACUGUGGUUUUAUGGCCAAAAUGAUGAUCUUCCCAGCUCUCUUUGGAUGUCGGAAAAAGCUGCGUUCAUACACAUUAUAUAUGUAGUAGCCAAUACCUGAGUCUACAUACUGCACUUGCUGUUUGGAGUCUGUACCUUGUUCAAUUACAUUACAUAAAACGUGUCGAAGUAUGUGUUGUGAAUAUUAUGCCAUCCACAUUUCUGCCUCUGCCUCAGAUGUGUUUGACCCUUCCUUAAUUGGAGACAAGCCGAAGUGGUAUGCUCACCAGCUGCAGCCGGUGGUCUACAGAGUAUACGAUGGAAGCUCUCAGUUGGUUGAAGCUAUGGCAGGUCCCUUGGAGGAUGAGGGCAAUGAAUCUGACCCCACAGACAGGUAGGGAAGAACACGAUCCCUUUAUGCAUAACAAGUCUACUAAAUCUUGGUCUGUUUUAUUAUGUGCUGUGAGUAGUUUCAGUCUGGCAGCCCUGGAUAGCACACUUUUAUUUUGUUGCAGUGGUAGUGACAGUGAGGCGUACGACGACUCCAGCUCAUCCUAUUCCUCACUUGGAGAUCUUGUGAGUGAGAUGAUCCAAGGAGACAUCCAGGGAGACACACCAAGUAAGCCGUUUCAUUCAUUACAAUCCACACAUUGACUGCACCGCAUUUUUAUCCUUUCCCUUUGUGUAACACCUUUUAAUAUGAUGUCUCAGACUUGGACCCACCUACUCAUGCAGCGCUGGGUGACGCCAGUGAGGUUGAGUUUCAAGACUUUGAGGACUUCAGGGAAGGACAAGGCUCUGGACCAUCCAGUGGAGACGGACCUGCGGAACCUUCAGAUGGACAGCCUCUUCGCUCAAGCUCCAGCACAACUGCAAGCUCUAGUCCCAGCACAAUUAUCCAGGGUGUCAACCAUGUGAGUGAUCUGUUCAGUCAGUGCAUAGCUUCAUUUCUUACAGCUUUUUUCUUACAUUUGUUGAAAUCCUACAUAAUUUUUUAAUGACUGAUUUGGUCAGGGUUUAUAUACUUUAAAUUUAUUUUUUCUAUUUAUAUUUGACUUAAACCACACCUAAUACUGAUUCAAAGUACAGCUUAUGGUAAGUUUAGUUAAAGCUAAUUUAGGGUCAUGCAGAAUUAAUCUAGUCUGUUUGGAAGUGAUGGAAAGAAUGAAUGAGCAGUGAAAGUUCUUGUAUAAAAUGCACAAAGUGGGCUGUGUGUAGUACACUCAUGUGACCAGUGUGUCAGUGUAAAAUGCAGAGAGGGGUUUUCUAUUGUGUUGUGGUCUUUUACCCAGAAGAUGGUGCUCAAAGAAACAGGUAACCUCUGUGCCGUCAAAGCAUGCUGGAUGCAUAGUAGGGAAGACAGAUCUAGCAGCACCACCUUACAACACCUUUCCCUCCUCACCAGCUUGUAGUCAUGCACAGUUGGACACGGUUUGGUGAAUAAACCCUGUGGUUCGAUUCUCCUCAAUUUGAGAUGACAAUUGACCAUCACAGGGAGGCUAAUGUUAUUGAACCUUACAACUACAAACACUGUCUCUAAUAUACUCUAAAGGAGAUGAGACUAGAAAAAGCUUUGCAGUUGCUUAGAUGCUCUUUCACAUUAGAAGACAGUUUCAAACCUUUUGCCCUAUAGGAGCUCCCCAAAAUCUGACUGUGUCUUCUAAACCAGUGCAAUUUAUAUUUAGGACUUACUGCUUGUUUACCACAAGGAAGAAAAUCUGCACAUUUCCAAGUUAAUCAAUGUCUUUGUUUUUCCAGGAGCAAGGGGAAGUGCCUGAAAUUGAAGCUUCAGCAAGUGCAGCUUUACAGAACUCAGUCCCUGCACUGGGAAAUCAGCCAUUCCUCAGACCUGCAGCAGAAGCUGGCCUUGUGGAUCAAGGCAACAAAAAGCAGGAGUAUGAUAACCCAUACUUUGAGCCUCAGUAUGGCUUCCCCUCAGAGGAUGAUCCUGAUGCAGAGGAGCAAGUGGAGUCAUACACCCCUCGAUUCAACCAGAACCUCAAUGGCAACAAGUGUGUUAAACUUGUUCAUCACUUGAAUGAAUGCAUAAUCAUCAUUCAAAUGGGCUCUCUGACCAAACCAUGCAAUGUCAAUCUCUAUCAGAACCCAGCAUGUCAGAUCUAAUCUAUCCAUUCAUGGUGGUCUUGAAUCUUUGGUGGUGUUAUGUGGCGUGGUGUGAAUGCUUAAGAUCUCCCCACAUAAAUCAGCAUCUGUCUGUGUUGCCUGGGUUGCAUAGUGAUGUUUUUGACGUGUUUGUAGGGUACAGCGUCCUCUGCGUCCCAGCAGUCUGAGGCUCCCAGGGGAGUCUGACGGGGAGGGAGACUCUCGCAACAGCUCGCCAAACUCCACCAUCUCCAACAGCAGCAAUGACGGACUCGGAGGACUCAUGUCUUUUGCCAGUAAGAAUAUUUGAAUGCCAUUUGGGUUCUUUUCAGCUGAGCCCAGAUGGCACAACAUAGAAAGUGGGCUGAUCUGUGUGGGUGAUGAUGAAUUGCUGCACCAAAAAAACCAACAGUGCUUGUCAGACUUGAGAUCAAACACCCAGUUUAAAGGCAGCUGCAAAAGCUGAUUUAUUCCUACUUUUAUAAGAGUGAGCAUGUGCUUCUGGAUAAUGUUGUUUCUGAUACUUUUACCCCAGCUUUUCUCAUUUCAGUUCUCUCAUUCUCAUUUCAGGCAAUCUCUACAAAAACCAUGGCACCAGUUUCAGUUUGUCCAAUUUGGCCCUUCCCAACAAGGCAGCGAGGGAAAAAGCAACACCUUUCCCCAGUUUAAAAGGUAGGACAACGCUGCACCUUUCUGUCUGGGGUUCAUCGUGAGAUUGGUGUUAUUGUCUUCUUACUGUCUGUCCCACAACGUAUUAGAAAUAUGUAAAUAUAAGCUAAUUAUUCAGGGCAUAGAUAAGAACUCUUGAAUUAAGAGGAUAAGAGUUAUUUUAAAGGAUUUGAUAUCAUUAUCAUCAACAUUUUUGUUAAUAUGACCCACUCAUUUAAUAUUGUGUUGCACCAUUGAUUUCAUAUUUGCAGUUUCUACUCAAUAAAAGCUUUUUAUCUGCUUAAUAAGACUAAAACCAUCAACUCUUACAAUCUAAUUGUAAUCCUGCAUUAGUCAUAGUUUUUGCAAUAAACAUAAGUGGCACUCAUACCCACCACUAAAAAUAAACCAUAGCUAUUAACACGUUUAACGGAAAAACAUUUUUUUUCCAGUAUAUUUUAAAAAUACAUUAUUUUUUCUGAUUUUAUUCAUUUACUUUGUCCUUCUUUGCCUUUUGUUUUCAUUUUUUUUAUAAAGAAUAUUUCAAUAUUGAUAUUGAGGAGGAAAUGGAGCAAGCAGGUUUGUAGUGUGGUUUUCAUAGCCUGACUUUCUUCCUGCUGUAUUGCCAAAUAGAAAUGGCACUAUUUUGAAGGAGGAUAUUGAGGAUAUAUCAAAGUUUUUCUCUCAGGAGUAACAGGAAAAUCCACUCGAAAACAGAAUUCAGAAUUGUUUCAGCCAUGGUGUUGAUAAACCAACCCUUUAUGAAUAUGAAGUCUUUAUUUAGUAUUAUUUUUUUCUCAAAAUGUAGAUAAAUCUAAUAAUGUUUGACAAAUUUAUCAGAAUGAGCGUAUGUAUUUCUUGUAAACACUGAGUAAAUUUAGCUUACUUUCAUUUGGGAGCAGACAAUUGUGGAAAAUAUGGAUGGAAACAAGGAGCGAAGGGACUCUAGUCUUUCUUAGGGUAAGGGUACAGAUUUUAGUCUUCAGACAGAUGCAGGCUUAAACCUUGAGUUAUGGACAUGAGGAAAGAUAAGUAAUGCACUACACAAACAGAGCUGAGAGACUAUAACAGAGACUGUAAUUGGACCUGGGAACAGAGGCCAUAUUGAAUUUGUUUCAACUGGAUUUUCACAUUAGCUGAGAGAAAAAAGGUGAAGCAUGGUAAUGUAACUCAAUAGCUCCACUCCAUGUGGAAUAGCUGCCAUGGAAAAUGUUCUUUUCCUUUGAUUAUGAUGUGUUUUGUCUUUGUUGUUCAGAUGCCCCUGACAGCCCGGGUAUGUUAUGUCUGGUGUGAGAGUUUGUAUUAGCCCCCUCACUAGGUUUUCCUUGAAGUGACUUACACCUAUAUUGAACCCUGUUUAUCAACAUAGGACUAAGAUAGAAGGUGCUUCUCUGAUGUCAGUCAAAGCUGUCCCCCCUGUUCCUGAGCCCUCUCCCUCUCUAUGUGACUGGUGGAGUCUCUUGAAUGUGCUGUGAUGCUCACAUAACGGUCACAAAAUUCCCUCUGUGACCAGUAAUCGGUGUGGCAUCUGCACAUCCUUACACCCUAAAGAAGGAUGCUCAGUAACAUUAUAUCUGUGAGCGACUUUCAUAAAAAGUUCAGUGAUCUGGGUAUGUUUCCCACCCGCCUCACCUUCCUGCUUAAAAUGUGUGUUUUGUCCUGCUUUCUUGUCUGGUGGCUUCCAUUGUUGAGUGUUACCCUUUUUAAGGUUGUUCGUUAUACUAAAAAAGACAAACAAACAAAACUUUGAGAAUCCUGGUUUGUUUCUUAUGAAGUAUUUCUGCAGUGUGUCAUGAUUAUCUUUCUGUGUUUUUAACUUCUAUCAUGCCAAAUCCCAAGACAACUCCAUCCAUCCCCCCAGAGUUACAUUGUCAUCGUUGAACUGGACUGUUCAGCAUUACUCAAGCACUGAUACAUACGAACCAAAGUAUGAGCUGAACACAGCUCCUACUUGGUCCUAGAAAUGUUAAAUGUGUUUUCAGACACAUGUCAAUCAGGACUGAUAACAUCAUCAGUACAUACUGUCUUAUUCUAUUUUCUGUCUGCCCUUUUAUCUUUUACUUUUUAAUUUAUGUUGGCGCCAUGUUGAGUGUGCAUGUCUGUUGAUUUAUGGGUUGAUGUUCAGACUGGUUGUGUCUGGGCCGGUGUCCCUUUCUCUGUCCACCUUUCCUCGGCACUAAUUUUGGGUUUUGUGUGCAGUAUUUGGGCUAAAUUCUCUAAUGGAGAUAAUUACAGAGGCCGGCCCGGGGAGCGGAGAAGGUGGGUUCUGCCCUUUUAUCGAGUGAGCUGCAUGCUUCUCCAAGCCAGUCAACUACAUCUCCCAGCAUCCCCUUGUGUCUCUCCUCAUUUCAGUCACCAUGUUGUGUCAUCAAAGAUCUAGUGGGGUCUGUUGUCUUAUCAUGCUGCCAUUCAUAGUGUCUGCUCCCCCUGCCUCAGACUAACUGUGACUCCACUCCACUUUGUUAAAUUAAAUUUAUGGAGACAGCUCCAUCAGAUGGAGAUUCAAAAUGAUGUAAGAGAAAAAAGUCAGAACCUGGUUCUACUAAAAGUGAUCAAACGUAAAAGCGAGAGAAAAUCUUCAGAAUACAAACGAUACACAAGACUAAGAAGAUGUUUGAGAUAAGUAUGAAGAAUACAUCAGAAAAAGCCAAUCUACCAGCAUCUUUUGUUCGUCAUUGUUUUGCACCCUGCAGAUGAGUAUGUGGGGGUGGGGCCCUAUCAGGCUUUGGUUGUGCUGCACACAAUAAGCAGUGACUACUAAGCAGAUCAGCAAUGAUGAUGAUGCAGUGUGCCAGCAUUUUAUAGCUUGGGUGCAGUGUUUUUGAUAAUGUAGAGAGUAUUGUAUGUUUGCUGGACUGCUUAGGUGGGGUCAGGGUAAUUACCCUGCUGCUGUUGGUUUAGACGUAUUUACUCAAGAGGCUUUGUGCGGUUGUUUGUAUGUAAACAUGAGUGUGGAAAGAGCAAAGAGCUUCAAAUAUUGAUCAGAAAGUGUUCUAAAUUUAAUUAAAUGACACUUAAGUUUUCAUUUAUCUGAACAAAAACAUCUAAUUUCACCUUUAUCUUCUGGUAAUUUGUGUCUUUUGUGCUGUCCAAUUAUUGGUAUAAUUACAGGUUUUAUAUAACAGAGAUUUCACGCUUUUUGCAUUCUGCUGUGGGAUGAAUAUAACUUCAUGAAUUCCCAGAGGGAAAACUAGUUUGGUUGCUCAUGCACAAUAACAAAAGACAUAAUAAGGACACAUGAGAAACAGCUAACAACAAUUAUCACAGCAGUAAAAACACAAACACAAAUUUGUGUUUAAAUUUGAUCAACCACUGAGGAAUUUUUGACUAAAUGUGAAACAGACACGGUCCAAACACAUGUAUCACCAAUGAAUGUUAUAUGUUACUGUUCUAUAAAGCAGGAUCCGAUUUUUUGGUGGGAAACACUACCUACCCGUGAAAAGGACAUGACUAGCAAAGAGAUAUGAUGCACUUCUACACAAACCAAACAUUAAAAAUAACAUGGACAACAUGAUCUGUUUACCAUAAACGCAGAGAAGGAAAGUAUCACAUGCUGUUAAAAGUGUCUCAGUUGUGGGCAGAAAUGACUGUUUGCACCUCGGCCCCCAACACCCCCGCUGUGCAACUGUAAGCAUGUAACACCUUCCUGACCAAAGAAACAUGCAGACUAGAAACAGAUGCAUUCAUUUACUUUUAGGAGAAUGCAGUGUGCAAUGGUGUUAUCAUGCAAAAUCAUUGAUAAUAUGAAUCUGAUCUAAAAACUAUUGAUCUGUUUCAUGCUUAUUGUCUUGAUAGAGAGAUAAGUUUCCUUUAUCUGUCCCUCCAAAGGCAUUUCAGGCUUCAUAUUUUCCGCCACCCCCAGAAACACACCAGAACAAAUUCCUUAAUCACAAAAAUUAAGCUACACAAAAAUAUUGUACUUAUUUUGUAUCCCACUGAUGCUGAUGAGCCUCAUAUGAUGGCUUGUUUUGAAUCAACAGAACUUGCCUAACUUGUCUGUGGGCUCACCUGUCAGGGAACUCUUUCUUUAAAGCCUUUAAUGACUCAGUCUUAGAAUUCAAAUUGGCUUCCCUGCCAUCGCUUGUUACGCAGGUCAAAAAAGGAUUUGAUCCCUAAGAUCAACCACCAUUUAAAAUAGCAAUAUCCUCCAUUAACCCACUGAGCUCGCCUGGCCACAUUGACCAGCUACAGUUAAGAGCUGGGGUCUGGCCAAGACCUGCAGGCUGUCUUGCUAAAUAUGUUGAUGGAAGCCUCCAGCUGUAGAGGCUUGAGUCAGGCUCUUACUGUUUGUUUCCAACAAGCUUUCUUAUUUAACCUGAGACCUCAACUGUUCUGUCAAUGGUGGACAAAGUUUGAAAGGAGUUUCCUUCUGGUAUUCUUAAUCACACUUCAGAAAAGCCUUUGGGUUUCAGGUGCUGUUUAUAGAUUAAUGCAUGAAGAACAGCUUUGUAUCAUUAGAUUACGAGCUAACUGCUAAUAAAUUUGACUUGUGCAAACAAAAUAACUACAUUCAAGCCCCCAUGAAAUUUCAGCAUGAACAACAAUAACAACCCCUGCUAACAUAGAGACAAUACACCCGCCAGUAAUGAUAGAUGUCAGAUCAGAAAAGCUUUGUGUUCUUCUGUUGUAGGAGGCUGCUCCUCCUCCAUCCUCCAAAGCCUUAAGAAAAGGCUAUGAAUUGUAGAAAACUUGAGCUCAUGCUUCUCUGACGAAUGUCAACAGAUACGAGUACGUGCUGCACUCAUCACAUAGUACAGGAGAAGGCAUAUUGCAGUGAUUAGACAUAACCUUAAUAUUUGUGCUUACUCUCUUCAACUUUGACUCAAUCCUAAACCUAUUAGCACUGUGCCAGCAGGCACAGUGGAAUUUCAGACAGACAUUUUUAGCUGGAUUUUAGCUCAGACUUGGUUGAAAUCUUAAUCUGGAGGAAAAAAAAUAUUUGGCUGAAUGAUUUGUUGUUCUGAAUUCAUUCAAAGAAGGACCAUGACCUCAGUUUAUGGUGUUAAAUAAUCAGCAGUCUGGCUGUCCAACAAGUGGUAGGAUCAUGGCUGGUUAGGAAUUACAACACUGUUUUUGUUCCACAUUUCCACUUUCCUACACAUUUCCAGUCCUGUGCACACUAAGCAGAACAUGACUGUCUAACAGGCAGCUAUAGACAAGCAUCAAACAUGAUUCGGAUACCUCUGUGCCAAAAGUUGGACUUAAAUGCUGAAAAGACAUCUCUUCCAUGUCCCUGACUUUCUGUUGGCAAAUAUUUUCACUUUUGAAGUUUUAUAGAAAACUGCUACUUUCUGUUAUUCGUGCUACAGAUUUGCAAAUGCAGACAUAUUUGUCUGAAUACAUUUCUUGGAAUUUUUCAAUGAACCAAACCAAAAAGUUUGAGGGUUUUGUUUCCAAAGCAUUAACAUUAGCUUUAAAGGCUGCAGUUUUUGUGUAGUGGCAGCUCUUGAACUCCUGAUAUGAAUACACCAUUAAUAAUACUGGUAUAUAACUUGAUAAAAACCACAUCAAGGGAUUUUUCUAGUCCUGAGUUGCUGGAAUGAGCCACAUCUUUGACCUCAUUAAUUGCAGAAUGAAAAGCCUUCUGUGUCUAGAGGUAAUAAUUAACAGGCAAAUCAGCAACAAGCAAUGAAGAUAAUUAGCAGCUUCAUCAAAUGCCAAGUGGUUCCUACUGGCGUGGGUUAAGAUUGGGUCAAGUCUCCUACGUAGUGGUUUCUGUAAAAUGAGUCAGUGAUAAAUACAAUUCCCUUAUGUCAUGAAUACUUUAAUUUUCAAACUGUGUUAUAAUAAUUAAAGGAUUGAUCUGGUCCUGGCGCAUACAGUACACUCACAGAUCCUGAACAUCCAAAAGCUUUAGAGAAACUCAAUUAACUAAUGAAAAUGUCAUCGCCAUCCGCACACCAUUUAAUUUUCUUUCAUGCAUGACAUUAGUGACACACUAUCAUCUGUCUGACCUCACAUCUCUGUGCUGCUAAUGUGCGAUGCCACCACCAAGAGCACCAUUUGGACUCCUGUGUGCGUGUGUGUGUGUGUACUGAGAGUGUUUUAAUGUGCACCAUGUCCCUGUCUGAUCUGUCCUUCACCUCUAUACUUGUAAUAAUAGACUCUAGCAGCUGCAAUAGUUUGAAGUAGAUAUCCUUCUGUAGACUCCAGGUGUGUCUGUCCUUUCCACAAAGUGAUUCAGCUGCUCUUCCUUCUUCUUUUCUGUCUGAUGUUGUACCCUAAAAUAUAAAAAAACACACACUACUUGUUUGGAAAUUGUUUCCUAUCCUGGUUUCCUCCUGGUGAGCAAGUGCCUCUGUGUGUGUCCUUUCAACUUCUUGUGUGUGCUAUUCUAUUUAGUUACCUAAUAGUAGUUUGCACUCCUCUUCUCUUAUUUUGGUCACCUCUGAGUGUGCCAUUCAGCAGCCUUAUUGUUGUGGUUCUUCUCACAGGUGCUCGGGCGCCUCGAGCUCUCGUUGAUCAGAAGUCUUCGGUAAUCAAGCACAGUCCCACGGUGAAGAGAGAAUCACCCUCACCUCAGGGUCGUGUCAACAACACCAGGUAAUAAAUUCUCCCAAUUGUAGACCUACUCUUAACACACUCGUCAAGAUCUUGCUGUUUGUUUAAAUUUUCUGUAGUUUUGAGGAUUGAAACAAGCACAUAACAAGCACGGUCAGCAGCAAGUGUUGUGUAAUUACUAAAAAUAAGACUUGAUCCAUGUUACUUUGAUUCAGUGAAAACCAGCAGUUCUUGAAGGAGGUGGUGCAGAGUGUUCUGGAUGGUCAGGGAGUCGGCUGGCUCAACAUGAAGAAAGUGCGCCGCCUGCUGGAGAACGAGCAGCUUCGCGUUUUUGUGCUGUCUAAACUCAACAGAGCCGUACAGUCUGAGGAGGACGCCAGACAGGAGAUCAUACGUGAUGUGGUGAGACUCUUAACUCUCCUCACACUCUCUAUGAACUGAUGUGCCAAGACAAACAAGAUAAGCAACUCAGCUUGAGUAUUAAAAAAAAUUCAACAUCUGCGUGAAUUAUUUAAUUGUUUUUUUUCCCAUCUGUUGUGUUUAAGUGUUCAGCAAAGUUGAAUAAAUAAGGGCAGCUGUUCGUGUUUCCUCAUUAUGGAUGUCCAGCUUUUUGAUCUGGUUAAUCAUCUUAAAAAUGUAGGAAUAUAGUCUUAUUGCAUGUGGUGCUAUAUUUAGACACAUAACUCCCAGUACCAAAAACUCCAAGAAUAUCCAGCUAAGAAUGAUGUAAGACAGGAAUGAGUGAAAUCCUCCCUGAACUCUGAAGUUCAAAUAUAAAAAUGUAGGGGGCCUUUUUAUCUGUGCACCACACGACAUCUUCCAGCUAUAUUCCAUGAUGCUUGUUGCAUUGCUUCUAUGUUUCUUCCAUGUUAACAUCAAUCUUGACUUUAUUAAUGUGUUUUAUUCCCAGGAGGUCAGCAGGAAAGUGUACAAAGGCAUGCUGGACAUCUUGAAGUGCACCGUUUCCAGCCUGGAGCACUCUUACACUAAUGCAGGCCUCGGAGGAAUGGCCAGUGUCUUCAGCUUAUUGGAAAUAGCUCGCACACAUUACCAAACCAAAGGUACGUCACAGAAGUAAAGCAGAGAAAUGUAUACAUUAAGCGACUGAUUGUGUGAUUUGUGGAAAGUACAUUCAAUCAUUUCAUGUCUUAAAGACGUAACAGCAGCAGGCCUGUGCUACUAACACUUGUCCCUGUUCUUGCAUCGUUCAAUAAUAGGCUUUAUGCUGCAUGGACUUCCUAAAGCAUUAACUCUGUUGAGUUUAGACCUCGUUGCUGAUUGUCCUUCUUUGUACUAAUGACCCUCUUUCAGUCUAAACCUCUCCAUAUUUUCUGUUUCUGUAACUCUGUCUUCGGCACUUAAUUUUGGUAACUUGUUAGACCCAGAAAAGCGCAAACGAAGCCCUUCAGACAGUGCUAGCAGCCCUGGGAGUAAAGAGAGUCCUUCUGGUCGUAUGGAGACUGCCAGACCUCAGGGCUUCCUGAAUGUUCCCCACCUGCAGCUGCCGCACCACCCAACGGGCAAAGGAGCCCGCCAUUAUGAUACCCGGAGUCUGAACGAGGAGAACUUUAUUGCCUCGAUUGGUGUGUACACCACUCCUGCUGCGGUUGCAUGCGCGCUGUGAGAUGUCCCCUGCCCUGUACCUACUAGCUCAUCAACCUUAAUACCAAUCCGUCCCUCCCCUGCUCCAGCUGUCUCAAAGAAAGAUCCCUUCAUUUGCCCCUGAUAGAUUUUUACAGGAGAUCAAAUAUUCCACCCACCCUGACCUGAGACCCUGGAGAAAAUCUCUGGAGAGGCUACAAUAGACCUUUACCAUAUUUGGGUGUCCAGAAUAUUUAGGAUUGCAACUGAUUUUAAAAUAAAAAUCUAAAUUCUGAUUUUGGCCCUGAUAUGAACAUUGUUAUUGUGAAGUAGUGGCAGAGGAUGUCUGGAAUAUUUCCCUGUAUUUAAGGCUGGACUGCGUGUUUGUCCCCCCCCCCUCCUGACUCAUCUGUGCCCUUGUUUGCCUCUCUGGAGUUUUGUCGUUAGCCUCUUAGCACCUUGAAUGCAUGUCUUUGUAUAUUUGGUCUUCCAACACCUAAAUCUGCAGUAGUGGACGAGGGAAACCAGAGGUAUGUGCACCAAUAGUCAAAUCAAUGCUCGUCUUUGCUGCAGGUUUUCUGCGAGGUGUGCUGUAGAAAAAUCGCAGCUCCCUUUGCACUCAGCAUGGAGGGUGGAAGCAUCACUCCCCGGUAAACAGUCCCAGUAAAGAGACAAAAUCACAGCAGAGAGAGUUUUCUAUUGGUCACCAAAGAAUCAAGUGACUUAAAAGUUCCUAAAAGAACUCUUUUAUUGAAUUUGAUGGAGAAUCAUUCUGGGUCUGUAUACAGGGGACACGUUCAAUCGAACCACCCUGACACCUGUCCCACCUGCACCCCUUCUUUUUCCUGUUAGAAGUUGCACCUUCAAUUCUACAGAAUGCUGUGAGACUUGCAUCCCGGCUUCUGCAACUGCUCCAUUUCACCUGCUGGCUAGUCGGCCUCUCAACCCCAUCCCAUGCUCUUUUCCGAAUCAAUCUUCAACCUCUCUCUCUCUCUCUCUCUCUCUCUCUCUCUCUCUUUCUUGCUCUCUCCCUCUCUCACCUGUGCUCUGGAAAGCCAGACAAAUGCCGUCAGUGAAAUCAGUGGCCUGUGGUCAGAGCGUGAGGCUGAUUCUGACGUCACUGUGUGGCUCUCCAGGACUUUGGUCCAGGAGCUCUGGGUGUGUUGUAAUGUUACCUUAGUAGCUGUGUCACACAGCGGUCCAACUGGAGAACAAAAUCAUUUCUUAUUUAUUUGUGCGGAUUAAAGCCGAGCUACAUGCAAACAUUACAAAACACCUUUGUUUAGUAAUGACAGAUUCUCAAUGCUUAUUUUGUUUUUGUUUUGAUUUUAAUGCUCAUCCACCAUACAUGCCUUUUCAACCAGCUCUCUGACUCUCUCUCUGUCUUUCUCUCCUUGCUUGCAAUGCAUCUUGGGUAGAAUUGUGGAGCAAGCACCAGGAUAAGCAAAAAGCUAUGGAAAAACCACAGAGUAAGAGACUUUUUCACACACCAGAAAAAAAAGAGAAAAAGGACUGGGGUGUUCAGCCUGUUGACUUUUUUUCCCCACCCCUUCUCUCCCAGUUUUCAAAGUGAUUGGUGACUUUUUACCUGAACCAAUAAAGGGGUGUGCUUUUGUUAUGACGCUAACAUUGUACACAGGCAAAAGAGUCUGUGUUUGAGAUCAUAUUAUCAGAAAUUUAAAACAACUAGAUCAUGAAAUACAGAUGCUCUGUUUCAGCUGUGUACCUGCUGCAUGCGACUGGACUGCAGCAGUGUUUCGAAUAGUCACAUGUUAUUAAAAAGUUACUUGGACUAGAAAUAUGGAACCCAGGGUCACAUAAUUUCUCACAAAAAUAGCUCUGUGAGAAAUUAACCCCGUAUUUUAGUACCACAAAAGGAUUUCGAGUCUGUCUUGGUUUGCUUUGGUAAGUUCUUUCAGCAGGUAUUACUACAGUAUUUGCUAGUUUCAUUCCAAAGCCUUAUGUAAUUACUGCUGGUUUGUUCUGCAGCUUAUCUUUGAGCCACAGCACUAAAGUAAACUUAGAGUAUAAACCAUCAGGUGUAGUAAAAAUAGUGCUCUAAAAAUGAAAGUGUUUAUAUUUUUGGUCAUUUUUGCUCCUUGCCUCCACUUUGAACCGGUAUAUUUUUCACAGCUAUACAGUAAUGUAAAUUUCAAAACUCUUUUGGACGGUUUUAGGUCCUUUUUAUUGACAAGUAUUGGAACAUUGUGGCACAAUCACUGGCCAGUGUCCGAGCAAUUUGUUUUUGUCAUUUUUUUCUUCCUUGUGCACAUCAACAAGCAGGUAUAAAAAAAAAAGACAAACUCCUGCUCUGUCUCGCUCUUGAAUUACAUUUUAUCUCAGCCUCAAAGUGCUCGCUGCAUUCACAGCUGGUAUUCCACAGUUGCUGCCACACUUUGGGAUUGUAUUGAAUGGUUUGAAAAAGUAAAGUGUCAGGAAAAGCUGAAAAACAAAAAAGUGUAAGGAUGUAUUUUUCACCAUGUCUGCACCGACUGAUGACUGACAAAAUAACAAAACCGAAAUGUCUCCUUUACCGUCCAUCAGUUUGUCUGCAUGCCUAACUGCCUGUGUCUGUUUGUUGUUUUUGGUGUAACGAGUCACAAUUGCAGCAUUGACUGAGAUUUAAUGUCGCGCUCCUGCAGUUUUUGUUUUCCCCGGUUUAUGGCAUACUUUGCUUGCCCUUUUGUAACUUCUGCCUGGUCUCACCACACAGUUAAGCAGCAGAAUUUUCUACUGAUAAUAUCAUUGAAUGAGGUUACUCAUAUUCACCCAGUAUGUGAAGCUGUAAGCACUUAAAGGCUCUGAGUCUCUCACCCUAAUGUAACUUCACUCAGAUGAACAAGGUAAUGUCAGCUUUGCUGUGUCACAAGUGUAAUGCAGUGUUUAAAUGGAGGCUUUGGCACUUAAGCUGGACGUAGCGUCGGUGUUGCUGUGCUGUGUUGGCUUGAAGUAAAGUAACUCUCAGCAGGGCAAGAAGAUGUCACUCCCACUCAUGAAAGCAUGCUGAAAGUUGUGUCUAUCUUGCAGGGUCAGACGGAUCAAAGCAGCAGCGCCCCCAGGUGGCCGAUGCUGAGGAGAAAAAAUCCCAGAUUAGUGCUGACAGUGGGCUCAGUGUCACAUCUGGAUCUCAGGUUUGUUUGUAGAUUUUUUUUCUCAUUGAAUGUGUAAAACUUGACUGUUUCUGUAAUCUGUGCUCUUGGUUUCAGACUUUUGAUGCUUAUUUUAAUUGGCUGCAGAAUUCUCUCUUUGCUCAUCCAUCUAUGCAGAAAAGUGACACGGAGUCUGUAACAAGCUCAGAGCCACCAAUCUUGACGAGAAGCACCAGCCAGGACUCAGAGGCCAGCACAGUGGUAGGGCACGGCCAACUUAGACGUGAUUCAUUUUACUCCACUCUAUUCCAGUCACACAGUAUUUCAAAGACUUAACUCUAGAUCGUGGCAGGGUUUCUGUGGUCCAAGUAGUUUUUCAAUGAUAAUGCUUUGGUCUAAUGGGUUACACAAUAGAAAGCAAAAUAAAUCAUCAUGCAAUCUAGUUUGGAGAACUUUGUUCAUCUGUUUAAAACUUCAUUUAAGUAAAAGCAUCAGUGCACUCCAUACAACCAUAAAUCAAGGUAGAUAGAGGAGAAAAUAGACAGCUUAUAUGUUCAAAGAAAACAGCUAAAAUGACACUAGUAAGAUUAAGUUAGACUAAAAAUGUCCAUGAAUGAAUCAAUAAAUUAUAGCAGCAAAGGUAGGCCAAGCACCCAGAUUAGCUCAAGAGUUAAUGAGACUAAAAGAUAGAUAUCAAACCAAAUAAUAAGAAUGUGAAUUUGAUUUUGUGUUUCACGCAUGUCCCCCAAUUUACCACAAAAAUAACAAAAUCAAAAAACAGAGGAGGUUUGUGUAAAAUAGUUGGUGGCAGUGUGUUUAAUAAUGGGGCAAGUCAAACAGGCACAGAAAAAUCUCAGUUGGAGGAGUGUUAAGUUGAUUAAACUUUGUUUUGAGUUUAGCUUAUUUAAUGUGUCAGCAUUUUUUAUACACCUGUUAUUCAUUUAGCCUUUUUACCUCACUGGCUGGACUGUAACAGAACUUUGAAAACUUGAACCGUACAUCAAAACGUAAAUCAAACUUAAAGAGUAACUUAAAGUUUCAGAGGAUACGCUUUCAUAUUUUCCGGAACACUGAACUUAUUUUGGCUAAACUUAAAAAAAUGUUGUAAAAAUAACGCACAACAAAAAGUGCACAUCGCCUAUCAUGUGACGACACAACAAAUACCCGACCUUCAUUAAGCAUGUCAGGUUGACAUGGACUAAAGACACAAGAUUGAAGAGUUUUCCUGUCAGUUACAAAUGUCAGGUCUUUUGAAAGUAAGAGUUUAAUGACGAGCUCGAUCAAGAAAAUAAAACUGUUAACCUUUACGAGCUGCCUGCAGACUGCGUGCUAUGUGCUCUUUUGAAGCUGUUUUUUUAAUCUGCAUGUAAAGACGAGCUUAUUUCACACCCUCUGCAGGGAAACACUUGCCCUCACUUAGUGGUUUUACCCUUACACCUUGAUUUCUAUUUUUUAGAUAAGCAAUAGCUCUGGAGAGACCCUCGGAGCUGACAGUGACCUGAGCAGCACAGCAGGAGACGGCCUGGGCCGAGUUGCUGCUCAUUUAAAUCAGUCCAGAGGGACCCUUUCUGACAGCGAGAUUGAAACCAACCCAGCCACAAGCACAGUUUUUGUAAGUAUAAAGUCUGGGACAGGUGGAAUAUGCAUGCUACAUCCAUGGCAAAAGUUGUCCUUUUAAGUUUGUGAAGACAUGAAUCAUAUAAAGAAGUUAAAGAGAAUUUAAUUUACAGUUGAUAGGUUUUAAAGAAAAACAUGAAGAAAUCCAUCUAUAUUUCUGGAGCGGAUAAAAGCCUGAAAAUGUGCAAACGUUUAAACCAAAGGAAAAGUCCUCGUGUUUCUUCUGCCAAGAAUGAAUCCUGCCAGUAACCCUGCACCUUCCAGGGUUGUUUUUUGUUAAGCCCCAAUUUGUGAUUCAGGAGCGGGAGACCUUAAAAUAAUCAACACUUGUUCACAUUUCUAAAAACUCUGAAUGCACCUGAAGUCAGGAAACAGUUUGUUUAGAAAUCACCUUCCUCCACUGUACGUAACAGAAGACCAUUAUGUUGGACAGGACAUUUUAACAUCCCUUCUGCUGUUUGUCAGUGCCAACAGCUGUCUCCAGACUCUCCACGACUGGCUGCAAACAUUUGAUCACAUCUGACAGUUAGCUGUUUUCCUUGAGUUGUGAGCCUGGACAAUGUUUCCCAGUGAUUGACAUAAGUUUCCAAUAAAAAGCCAGACGUGUAGUGUUUUGACAUGGGUAAGCUUCUGAACGGAAAUAAUUUAAGUCAGCUGGUUAGCAUCCGACCAAAGAAGCCUGGUCACAGAGCACUGAGCUGAAGUUUAGCAGAGAUCCUGCCAGCACAGGGGAUCUUGUGUUAAGAGUGAUAUUACUUCUUAUCCAGCUUUGGAAACAAAAUGAAAGAAAAAAGACCUUUUUGACUUCCUUUAUGUAGUCACUCUUUGGAACUUCCCCAAAACCGGAUGACCCUCACUUUUCUCCAUCUGGGGCUGUUUUCUUUUCUAAGGGGUCCAGCUAGCAAGGAUGCUGCAAGCACAGCUGUCUCAUCUCUUUAAGCUCUUUGUUCUGUGGAUUCACUGCAAAUGCAGCGUUUUUGUAGCUGUGCAGAAUCGUGAAAUUAUGGAGGCUGGAGGUCCUUCCUCAUUAUUACAGCAGACAGUCCUUUAGUAAAAAGAGGCUGCAUCUCUCAGAGGAAGAUCUCAGCCUCCUUUUGUUAUUUACAAAGAUCAUUGGCCCUAUAAUCAAUCCGCAUCUUUAAAGGACGGCUCAGCGGAGUUCAGAAAAAUCUGCAUUCCUCGCUUCUACUAAAGUGACUCUAAUAGAUCUUUCUUUACACAUCCUCAACAUCCCAUGCUGGGAAAGUUACUUGUGCAAAUCCCUGAACAGUUUUUCUCUUUAAAUGCAAGAUUCAAACCCACUGAGAGUUUUUUAUUCUUUUUUUCUUAAGAUUUGUCCUUUUAUAGCAUUCACAGUGUGAACAUUUUCAAAGAUGUGCGCUUCACUACAAAAGCUAAACUUGUAAUAAAUCAAAGUCAGUUGAACAUUGUGCCCCAGAGUUUGAUCCCUAUGUGUCCCUUUUAAGAAUAUUUCAAGUAUGGGUGUGUGUAUCAGGACUGGAUUAGGACAUUAUCCGCCCUGUGAUUCUGGAUCCAAACAGCUACAUCAUACAAAACCCACAGGAGACGAGGAGUAAGGAAACCUUAUCUUAAAUGUCAUGCAGACCCACAGAUUUCUGGGUUAGCUUAUUUUGAUCUUGCAUACACUUGCUCAAUCUGCUUCUGUGGUCCACAGGGACGGACUGCUCCAGCCCUGUCCUCAUUAGUCCCCGACAAGAAGAGGAGUGAAGGAUACUUUUGAAGUGACAGACCAGUGGCUGCAUCCAUCUAGAAGCUCUCUGUAGUCUGAAUUAUUUUGUCAUUUGUUGUCACAGAAAAUGCAGAACUUCUUUUCAGUCAUUUAGAUCCCUGCAUUCAGUUCAUUAAAGGAGAGAGAGAGAGAGCGAGCACGCUGCAGGAGGCUUUUGAUCAGUUAAGCACUGCCCUUCAGAUGAACCAUUGAGUUGAUUGGUAUUCCCAGAGCCACAUGUAUCCUGGGGGUUACAGCGUUCGACCGUUUCUGUAUGCUGAUAUGAUCAGAAUAGGGCAGGAAAGUUAAUUUACAACAGGACACUUGAGAGUGCUGCACAUAAGACAUUAAAAUAAUACCAACAAAGGACAAAAGAAAGACAUUAUGAGAGCAUUGAAGAAUACAAACAUGACAUGAAAAAGUAAGAGAAGAUGAAAGUAAAAACAGCUGGAAAAGCAGCUUAGAUGAAACAAGACAGUUACAAAAUUAAAAGUUACAGUACAGUGAUUCAUCAGAAAAAUAAAAUAAAUAGGUUAAAAGUAUUUAAUGAAAAUCAACUUGAUAAAAAAAAUCUGAGACUUUCAAACAGAAAACUGCUCCUCCGUGUUUAGAUCUGAUCUUGGAUUCAGUGGGCAGACCCGUCCUUGCCUUUUUUUAAUCAGACAGCAGUAUUUUGAUAUCUGGGGCAAAAGCAGGUGGUUGUUGCAAAAUCUGAUGGGCCACUCACUUUGUCUUUUUUCUCGUUCUUACAGGGAAAGACUCAUACUCUGAAACCAGGAGCAAAGGAACAUGCACACGCUAUGGUGAAGGGGCCACCUGUUCAGCCCAUGGAGGACAUCAGUAUGAGGAUUUACCUUUUCGAAGGCCUGCUGGGUAAGCUCUGCUGACUCCGUCUGAUUCUCCCUCAGUUUGAUGAAAAACAUUCAUGUUUCCUCUCUAUGCUUUAAUCCAACAAUUACUCAUCUGGAACUCUGUAUAUAAAAUCUUAAAGCUUUUCUUGGUCUUCUGCAUUUCUUUACUAACAUUUCUGAUUUUUUUUAAAAAGAAGAUAAAAAAAGAUCCUUUCUAAAGCCUCAAAUUCUAAAAGAUAAAAUCCAAAAAGAUUGUAAGUGUUGUGACCUUUCUCUUACUUUUGCAAUCUCUUGCAUCAGUUUCCUCUAAACUGUGACUGCCUUGAACUUUUACCAGUUUAUUUUAAGAGAGGAAGGCAGAAGUUAAAGCAUGUGAUUAUCAGGAAGUGAUGAAACCUUUUUUAUUUAUAAGAAGAAGUGAAGUGUAUUUCUCUUGAAUGCUGAAGGGUUAUGCCUCAAUGUCUCUAUUUUUGGUAAAGGCUGACGUAAUAUUCAAUGUUAGAUGAUGAUGAAGAAACAGAUGACAAAACUGGGAAGUUACAUUAAUAGGAAUUUUGUCUGGAAAAUCAGUUUAUUAAAAGUAAACUGUCGUAUUUAGAGUAAAAGGAACAAAACGACUACACCUACAAAUGGCUGUAGAUUACACUGAAAAAGUACAUUUAAUGAAACAGCUUCAAUAAUAAACCAAAGUGAAGUGUUUUGAAAGUAAAGUUAUUUCUCAUCACUUAGCUCAAGAAUAUAUUUUCAUCAUAAUUAUUAUUUUUUUUUAUAUAAUGAUAAUUAUUAAUAAUCCCAGUACAUCUUUGUUUGUCCUGGUUUUUGUGUCUCUGGUGUGGUUUCUUGGCUCGCUCCGCUCUUGUUGUUGCUAUUUAACCGACUCACCUCUUGGCCUAACCCUCCUCCUGCUCUCGCUGCUUUUCGUCCCUCCUGCUGCUCCUCCUGGGAAAUUCUUCCAGGCCGAGAUAAGAGCUCCGUUUGGGAUCAACUAGAGGAUGCUGCCAUGGAAACCUUUUCUCUAAGUAGGGCUAAUCCUUUGCCUUUGCCCCCUUUUUCCUGUAUCUGUGUGGUUGGGGUGUGUGUUUGACAUGUACCUAUUGUUCCCUUUGGACAAGCUCUCUGGUUUAUCUGUUAUGUGAAGUGGUUUUUUUCUGUCUGUUUACUGGUUGCACAUCCAUAUUUUUCUCAACAUGAAACAGGUAAAACUUCAGCUCUGCUACAAUUUUCCCUCACAAGAAAUGAAAAAACAAAUUUAAUUCACCGUCGCUCUCACUUUAAAACACAGUUUUAAUUUCUACUCACCUGGGUUUCACCAAGAUCUCCGACUGACUUUCAUGUUGACUGGCAAGCCAAAAAUUUAAUGGGUUUGGAUACAGGAUGAGUGCGUGUUGCCUUCAAGUGCUGUCAGAAAUAUAAUUAUGAGUGGAGCACACUCAUACAAGCCAGCAGCUAGUUAAAUAUGAUUGGGUAACGUGAAGCUUUCCAAUGAGAUACAGCAGUAUGGCAGGGACGAGGGAAAGAAACAGGCUGUAACAAUCACAGUAAAUUAUUUAAAUCCACGUUUGCCAACCUGGAAAUCUGAGUAGUUUUUUUUUUAUCUUUGACUAGUCUCAGAUUUAUAGUCUAUUUUUUUAUCCUUUGAACACAAACGUUUGGCUUUUUGCAGCCCACAGUUUGUGUUCAAAGGAUGAUCUGGAAAGUUCACACCAAAACAACCAAAAUAUCAUUUCCUGUGACCACUUGAACCUGGAGGAAUGAAGAGCAGCACUAAAAGGAAGCAUCAGAUCGCCUCUAAAAAUCUGAUAUGCUGUCCUUUGAACUGAUUCAGAGGAAAGGUUUUACUGGCAUGAUGUUGGCAAAUAUACUCUGGGGACAGAUUUGAUGAACUACAGUUAAAUGAAGGUGUACGGACUUCUUGUACUUCUGUAAUUUUUACAGUAACUUCAACCCAAGCUGCAGAAAAGCAACAUGAAAGAGCAAACAUCAUAUAUGUCUUCUGUAUUGCUGACUUAUCUUAUAAGCAAGGAAAUAUAGGAAAUAGAUUGGCUUCAACAUUGUCAGAAACAUCCAUCUUUGCCAAGUAUAGAAACUUAAUACUGCUCUGUGUGUGAUUCGUCAGGUAAGGAGCGCUCCACACUUUGGGACCAGCUGCAGUUCUGGGAGGAUGCAUACCUAGAUGCUGUGAUGUUGGAGCGUGAGGGCAUGGGGAUGGACCAGGGACCUCAGGAGAUGAUUGAAAGGUUCACUUCUAUCAGUUUUAAAUUUUACUUCCUGUUUUUCUUUCUCCUUUUAUGACAAUUUUUACUCUUGAUCACUUUUUUAAAAGAGCUUUUUUUACUAAUAACUCUCCACACCUGUUCCUGGACUUAAACCACCUGUCUCUCUCUCUCUUUAUUUUGUUUGUCCUCACAGAUACUUGUCUCUCGGGGACCACGACCGAAAACGCUUGGAGGAUGAUGAAGACAGACUUCUGGCCACCUUGCUGCACAACAUGAUUGCAUACAUGCUAAUGAUGAAAGUAUGGAGGCCUUUGAGUCGUUUCAGUGUUGUUUUCAAACCCAUCCUAAAUUCUUCAUCCUCUCGUCUAACAUCGGCCCUCUGUGGAUUUCCUUUUGUGUAGUUGAACAAAAAUGACAUCAGGAAGAAAGUGAGGCGAUUGAUGGGGAAGUCUCACAUCGGCCUCACAUACAGCCAAGAGAUCAAUGAGAUACUGGACAAACUGGCCAACAUGGUGACGCUCUGUUCCUUUUUUGUUUAUCCUGUGUGUUACAAACUUCUCUUCAUCCUUUGUGAUUAUUUUUACUGAACUUUAUUUUUAGAACGGCCGAGAGCUGCAGAUCAGGCCCAGUGGCAGCCGUCACAUCAAGAAGCAAACAUUUGUCGUACACGCUGGCACUGAUACCACAGGAGACAUCUUUUUCAUGGAGGUGCGCACAGUUUCGACAAAUCACGUAGUUCCGAACAAGAAAAACAGUUUCGGCUUUGUGUCACUGAAAACAACACGCCAACAGGAUGGUGUUGCUUUUUUUAAAUGUACCGUCGUCUGUAUUGUCUCAGGUGUGUGAUGACUGUAUAGUCCUGCGCAGCAACAUUGGCACCGUGUACGAGCGCUGGUGGUACGAGAAGCUCAUCAACAUGACGUACUGCCCCAAGACCAAGGUGCUGUGUCUCUGGAGACGCAAUGGCCAAGAGACACAGCUUAACAAGUUCUAUACCAAAAAGGUGGGGAACAGCUUCUAUGUGCAUCAUGUGCUCAGAGCCACUUCAAGAAUACUGAAUAGAAAAUUUAAAUACCUGUCCUGACUUUAUUCCAGUGUCGUGAACUCUACUACUGUGUCAAAGACAGUAUGGAAAGAGCUGCAGCAAGACAGCAAAGCAUUAAACCAGGUAAGAGGUGAAGGUGUGAGGUGGCUUUACUUCCCCAUGUCCUUACCUUUCUUCUUUGCUUCCUGUCUUUACUUUAAGAACUAGGCUGGGUGGAGUAUAAGCAGUACUCACAUGCAUGAUCAGUCCCAGUGCUAAACUUUUGAGUGGUCUCCUGCAGGUCCAGAGCUGGGUGGAGAGUUCCCCGUCCAGGACAUGAAAACCGGUGAAGGUGGUUUGCUGCAGGUCACUCUGGAGGGAAUCAACCUUAAAUUCAUGCACAGCCAGGUAAGAGGCCUGUACCAGCGCAGAGACGGUGCUUCUCAUCACACACAAGGGCAUGAAACUAAAACUCACUCAUGACAGUUCAUCCCGUCCUUCUGUCCAAACUCCUGCUCAUCUCCCCCGUUCGCCCCGUUUCCUUUCAUCCCGUGACUUCUUCCUCUAUCGUCAUUAAAUCAGUAAAUGUUAGUGAUCGCCGACGGCCUAUCGGAUUGGCUGAUGUUUCUCCUUAGAGGAAGAGUUCCUGUUUGUGCUUUUGCUUUUUUUGAUUUGCUUUUUUCGGUUUGUGUUUGUGUGUGUUUGUGUUCAUAUGCAUGCGUUUCCCAGAACAAUAUUAACACAUCCAUCCGCACAAGUUUCUUUAGACAUCCAUGGUGCUCAAAUGUCCUUUUCUUUUACCGUGUGAGAAGAAGAGGUGUUAAUGUGCGUUUCUGUGUGUGUGUGUGUGGGUGUGUGUGUGUGCGCGCUGUGCUUUAGUUCUGAGACGGAUGCCCUUGAGCAAAGACUUUUCAUUAAUAAUUGGCUAUUUGAUGGCAACUGUCACAUCUUAAGUUUGGACCCUUGAACAUCGUCUUGUGUUGUCUUUGCACCUGCAGGCAGUCUUAGCUGGGGUUUGUGUUUUUCCUCAGGUUGAUUGGAGAGAGGCUGUGUUUAAUUAGCCUGAAAAGAUAAGAAACCCGCUGCAGCAAACAGAUACAAACAAACAAAUACAUGUUUUGCAUUUUGAGUAAGAGCAGUAAUAUUCCUCCUCCAAUAUCAUACUUUGAUGAACUGAUUUAGGAGGAAAAGCUAUUUUUGGGGUCGGUUCAAUCAAAUUACCGGAUGAAAAAAGUCUUUGCACUUAUUCUGUGGUCGUAUCCUGUCAUGCAGAUAGAUUUGCUAAAUGCGAGGAGAUUUUUAGAUAAUUGCUCCAGGAAUCUCAUUCGUGAUGCUUGAAGAAAUUUGUUACAAGGAGGCAGCAGCAACACAGCCCUGUUCUCUCUGUAUGAUCCACACUUUCACCAUCAUUAAAAAAGCUCCUACCGAUACUAAACUGUUGGAAUGCAGCUCACACAUCUGGGGUCUCAUUUAUGAAUGUUGUGUACAUGCAAAACAGGGUCUAAAAAUGGAGUAUGCAACUUUUCAGGCUGAGAUUGUGGUCCAAAAGACAAAGGUUGGUGGGUAGGUUGAGAGAACUAACUGAUAGCUGAGAUAGCCAUGGGUGGCUCUCUCCUUUAUUCCAUAUCCCCAGAAUCAGUCAGAGCACAAGCCAGGGGGGCUUUGAUGUAACCGGCUCAAUCAUGGUUCAAACGUAGAAAGUGAACAAAGUCAGUGAAGACCCUGUAAAGAUUUAAAUGCUGCAAAGACACUCUAGCUGACUGUAAUAAAUGACGGCUGCUUAAGGACUGCGUAUUUUCUGCAGCUAUAGGGAGUCGUUUUGAAGUACUUAAUUAUGUCCGUCGUCCUCUCUGUUGUUUCUGUGAUUUACCGUAAGAAGCCUCUGAUCUGCUGACUCAUCUGAGUGCAUUUUCAUUCAUGAGUUGCUUUGCAUUGACCAUUUAUGGUUGAAUGUGGGCGUGCAGAGAGCGGAGCCAUGCCUGCAUAUUAGCAGUUGGAUCAGGUAGGGGUGGAAAUCACUAGUGACCCCAUGAUACGAUAUUAUCAUGAUACUUGGGUCACGAUACGAUAUAAUUGCGAUUUUUAACAUUUUGCAGUACAGUGAGUAUUGUGAUACAAUAUAUUGCGAUUUAUACAAUUUUUUUUAACUGUUUAGCUAAUUUAUCAUUUGUCUUUCCUUUAUGUUUGACUUAUUUACGCAGUAUUUUAUUUUUAUGUAGCACAUUUUGCAAAUCUUGCAUAUUUGUCGUACUAACAUUCUCCUGAUCUAUGAUGUGACCUCUUCCGACCUCACGGGACAAACAGUUGAUUUUAUUUUUCCAUCAUCAUAGAUUUGACUUCAUAUUAGCAAUUAAUUUGAAAAAUCGAUACUUGGUAAAUGAGACGAUACGAUACAUCACCAGGCAGAAUAUCGCGAUACUAUGCUGUAUCCAUAUCUCUCCCACCCCUAGGAUCAGGGGUGUGUGCUGAGUUUUAUAAAUCUGAACAGUUCCUGGCAUGUACUACUUUUAUGUUUUGGGCAUACCUGGACCGGUUUGUCCGCUACACAUGAUUUUAUAAAUGAGACCCCUGCUCUGUAGAUUAUUGGUACUGUACUGUGCCCCCUUUAGAAAAGCAGAAACCAAAAUGGAAACAUUUUGUGGAGCCUAACUUGUUCAUGGAUAAAUACAUUUUCCAAUAGUUUUCAUAGUCAGUAGUCAGAUUCUGACUGUUUACUGUGCUAAAGACAUCAGAUAUGAUUUUUAUCUGGUGUAAAGUGACAGGAUCUGCCCCUAUUUAGUGAACCUCUUGAUUUUGUUUUUCUCAGCUCCGAUCAUUUCAUCGUCUUCAUCUUAUUUUUUAAUUUUCCAGGAUUUGACUUUCACUGUUUUAUUCAGUCUCUGCUGCUGGAACUGGAGUGAAAUUCAACAGUAACCAACAUUUAGAAAAAAAGUUAGUGACUUCCUGAUGGACACAGUGAAGCGUUUAACUAAAGACAGAGAUUUCCUCUGGGUAAAUGGGAGAGGUGAAAGAAAGAUGGAUAUCAAACUUUAAAGUGUAAAGAAACAGAACUAUCUGCUGUCUGCUUGGUAUGUAUGAAAGUUUCAAAACAGGUCUUUCAAAUCACUUUGAAAGCCUGUUUUUGUCAGGGUUAUAUUUACAGCUAAUAAUUGCUACCCAAGAGCAUCAAAGUCUUGAAACAUUUCUUUGCUAAGAGCGUCUUAGCCAGAUUUAAUUUCCUUUUUCAAUUUCGAACUGUCGUCAAACAUUUGGGUGAACCGACCCUUUAACUUGGAUGCGGCUACAUUGAAUCAGUUAUAAUUACGCCUGCUUUUCCUCACUGCUUCAGGCUCUUUGGCUUGAGUUUAAAUUUUUCAUACUUCACAUUGAUAUGGGUAGAGCGCCGCGCUGAGUUCCUUUUUUCUAGUCAGUGCUGCACUCGCCCAGCACAACAGAUCUGAAACCAGUUUUUUUCUGAGCUCAAUGUAGAGCUCCACGUUUUUCAAACUGAACCUGUUUCGUUUGUACUUUUGGUUUGCUGUUAAAUUUUCUAAAAAAUUAAAAAAAACAUUGUGCAUAGUUGGAGGUUUAAGAGAUGAUCUGUUUCACAAACUGUGUCCCAUUCUGUGGCUGCAUAUGAGAAGUGGCUUUAGCAACAUGAGUUUACUGCAUAGGCUGUAUAAGACAUGGACCAAGUCUCUGGGGUCACCAAGUACUUUCUUGACAAAGGUGGCUGCCACAUUGGAAAAGUCGACUCAAUCUAGCCAGAAAAAGAUGAGCCACAUUCCCAGGACUGUUUCUUGAUCUGUACCGUAAACAUGUAUUUCCUGUAUACAUUUGAAUAUUUACAUGUAGGACUCUAACAGGGAUUCUUUGGCUUUUGGUGCCAGUAUCCAAAAAACUCAAACUGCACUUCUGCAUUGGUUUCAUUUUUCAACACCAGAAGUUGUCACUUCUUAGUGUAAAAUGUUGAAUUUACUGUUUUAGCUUUCCCCAACUUGUCUUUUUUCAAAAUAGAAGUGGCCUUAUUUGGAGAGAUGUGUUGGUUAGGUUUGUUUGCUUUUAUAGUAAAUGUGAGAUCAGCCUGGAAGCCAAUUUGAGCUAACAGGAAACAGGUUCCCACCAAAACGAAACUGAUAAAAAUCAAAGACCAGCUAGGUCCACGUAUUAUCUGUCCAUUCAAUUGUUCCAUUCAAUCUAGUAAAUGAAAAAACUAGUCAAAAUUUUGUUUAUUUGUUUUCUGUAUAACCAAAUAAUAAAAAAUUUGUGUUUGUUUUAGUAUUUUCAGCUAAAAACAGAAUAUAAUAUAAUAGAGAAGGAAACGAAAACAAAAUAAUAAAUCUUAUUUACAACUAUUGAUUUUUAGUGCGCCUGUUUUGACCAUACGUGCAUGGAGGCUACAUUGGCCUUCCCAUGAUCCUCAGCGACAGUUACCAUGGUGAAAGAUGCAACAGUGCAGUUCGAGCGCCAAAAUCUUACGUUGUAACAGAGCUCUGGUUGUAAUUUUUUCUACAGUCAUAUCUUCCUCCUUCAGCGUGACCCUCCUGGUGGCUUUGAAUAAUAUGUAGGAUGCGUCCAUCUCCAUGACAGCAGGUUAGCCUUUCUGUACCGCUCUGGCUGCGAGUUUUUGGUCUACGCUGUUGGCUACUUUGUUGCGCAAUGCGCAUGUGCAAACAGUAGAAAGGCACCAUGGGAAAUGGGGACAUCAAUAACCUAAAAAAGGAAGGAGAUUUAUUAUUUUGUUUUCGUUUCCAUCUCUAUUAAAUAUUCUGUUUUGAACUGAAAAUAUGAACACAAACACUAAUCAUCAAUUUUAUGGUUAUAUAGAAAAACAAAUAAAAUAUUGACUCGUUUUUUCGUUGACUAGAUUGAAUGGAAUAAUUGAAAGUCUUAAAAGUCUGGCAGGUCUGAGGCUCUUACAUAUUAAUCAUCCACCACAUGGACCCAUAAAGAAACCCACUUCUCAUAUUCAGUCUAUUCAUCCACUUUUUGAUAAUUUUUCUGUUCUCUGUAAGCAGAGUUCGGCUAAGUCCACUUCCUUACGUUAGUUUAGGCUCUUUUUUUCAUGAUUAGUAUCAGCUGUAAUGAUGGUGAGCACUGGUUGGUUCUGGGCUUUUCGAUAGUCAGACAGUGUCGGUGGUGUUAUCCCACAUUGUAGCAGGCUAAACUUGUCCAUCGGUGACUGCCCUCAUAUACCCGUUCUGCUGUGUGCGCGGUGGUGUUGGUGCCAGCCGUUGUUGCUGGAGGAGGAGGCAUGGAGGGCUCUGGGGGACUGAGAUGUUUACAGUCCAGGAAAUCAAAGGUGAAUCCAGAUCUCAAUACCCUAGUGAAACCUCUAGCCCUCUUUUUUUCUCCUACUUCCUAGUUCUUGGGGCUGAGUUUUCUUGUUAUUGAUUUUUUUUUCUCCUCACAUUGGCUCUUGUAACUUCCUAGCUAGAUUUUUGAUUUUGGAUCCGUACGAGGCUCCUGUGGAUAGCGCCCUCUCGGAGUGUCGUGGAGUGUUUGUGCUCUUCUGUCCGAUAAUAAUCCAAACCAUUUCUCUCCCAUGCUCUCUCCCCCUGCAAGGAGCGGAAGGUACACAACCUCUGCUGUGUUUGCUUAUUAGCAGUUACAUCUUCUUGGGUUUCUUUUUUUGUUUUCCUCUAUCUUUUCUUUUGACUGUUCUAGCUGUUUGGCAAACCUAAUUUUGUGUCCUUGUCUACAUUUUAUAUGGAACUUCCAUGUAUGCAUCAUAUGGGCCAUAUUACAUCUCUGAGCAUAACUAGAAAUGUGUUUGUUGAUCUACUUCUUGAUGUUUAUGUUCAAAUGUAACCUUAAAUUUUCCUCUGAAGUAAGUCAUGUUGAAUUAGUUCAGAGCUUUGAGCAGACUAAAAGCAUUUCUCCUCAUUUAACCGUCGCCCAUGUAUGCGUUUGAUCAUGGAAACUUCUCAUAGUGUGCUUUUCUUUUCCUUUGGUUAGCUGUUAAAAGCUUGCACUCCAUGUGUAGUUGUUUUAUUUUGACCUUUCAUACUGAAUAAAACAAGUUUAACAUGGUUAAUUUCUUAAAUAUGAAGUGUUUACUUUUCAUCCAGUGUUGUUGAGUUAAUAAUGUUCUGUCUUGUUUUGUUUGUUUUUUGUUUGUUUUAGGUUUUCAUAGAGCUGAGUCACAUUAAAAAGUGCAAUACAGUGAAGGGAGUCUUUGUCCUGGAGGAAUUUGGUAAUUACACCAUCUAUUGAUUCUAGGCCUGUACUCGGCACGGCAGUAACUCAGCUUCAUGGCUAAUGUGUUAACGAGAGCUAAUAAGGGUUCACUAAAUUGGAUACCGGCUCUCCUGGAGGGACAACAACCGUGUCUGCAGGUGAUUAGCUAAGUGAUGAAUUCUUCAAAGGACUUCACCUUCUUUCAGUCAGAUGUUUGGUUGUUUUUUAAAAGCUAGCAGCAGUUCAUUCAGGGACAGAGUAGGUGGAAGAACAAAAGUCUGAGCAGCGUCUAGACAAAGCUGAGCAGAGAGAGUGUUUUAAUGAUGAACAAAUAAAUAAUUCAAAUGAAAAAAAAAACAAGAGUAAAAGGAGUUUCAGAUCCAAACAAAACUCAAAGAUGAACUCUGUAGCGCCAAAAGGCUCAAUCUUUUAUCUACACUACUCAUCCAUUUUGGAGGACUGAAGCAAAUUGAGAGGCAGAUACACCGGAUAACUCGCCAACCAAUCACAGAGCAACAACCAGACACGCUCACUUUAAUAUCUACGGACAAUUUUAGAGCCACUUAUAAUCUAACGGGGGUGAAUCGAACCACGAACCGUCUUUGCUGUGAGGCAGCAGCUCUUUAACAGUUCAUAUAAAAGCAGACAGACAGAAAAACAAAGUAAGAUCUUCUAAAGGUGAGAGCAAACUAAGAGGAUCUCUUUAAAAGCUCAGAUUCGAGAGAGUGUGAGUAGUCAGGACAGUGUUUAGAUCUCUGAAAAGAAGUCCAGACUGAGGACUUCAGAGUGAUAGACCAGUUUGUGAUCAUCAGGGGUGACAGCAGAGCGCCAGGCUGGGUUACUGCCGUGUCUCUGUGCUGCUUUUGUAAUGUUGCCCUCAUCUUUGCCACUAUGAAAACCUUCAUUCUCCAGCAGGUAAAGUGUUGUCACCUUUCUCCUUUCUUAUUCUCUGCACCAACUAUUUCCACUCUCAGACCUCUUCAUGGAUUAUUUUAAUCCCUUUUUCAUACCAUGGGUUUUCCCCCUCUGCUUCCUUCAUCACUUGCUUUUCACUUCCAUCACCCCCUCACUUCACCUCUCUCACCUUGUCGUCUCCCUCUGAAUCUCAGCAUGUGGAGAUCUGUGGUGGGACUCUUGGUAAUGUGGGGGAUUUAGCAGAGGGAUUUAUCAUUUCCUCAGACCCCCCCCUCUUCUUCAUCUGUCCAGAUCUCAGCCUCCUCAUCUCUGCUACGGGUUCACAGUUACUAAUGAAAAGUCAACCUGUCUUGUGGACAGGGACAGGGUCCUGUGUCCAAGGAUUUUGGCCUCUUGUAGCUGCUUCUCUGUGAUGUCUUCAAACUCUCGGUCCACUGGAGGGGAACGGGGUGGGAGGUUGCGGAGGGGAGGUUGUCUUUUUCUCUUCUUGUGUUUUUCCUUUUCAUAUUGAAAUCUUUAAACUUUUGCAGCCUCUGGGUAGACAACAUUUGUGUGUUUAUUUGUCCAUUUUGUGGGUCAUGAAUGUCUCACCAACAGUCAAAAGCUCAGAUUUAAUACUCCACCUUUCACAUAUUAAAAACCUUUAGCAGUUAUAUCUAAUUAUUAAAGUAUUAGAAGAUCAAUAUAUUUGAACAUUAAUGAUGAAGUUAAGCCCAAAACUAAAGUAGACAAGCUGCUCCGGCCUUCAUCACCCUCUCUGUCUGAAGUUAGGAGCUCUCUUGACUGUUAAGGUGGGCUCUUCUUGGCCCACAUCCCAUAUUACACCAUGUUCAAAAUCCUUCCCUUUAACCCCAAAGCUCUCAGACAUUGAGGGUUCCUGCUGCCUUUGAAUUCUUUGUUUUGUCUCUUGCACCGGCAUAGUUCCUGAAACUAAAGAAGUGGUGAUCCACAAGUACAAGACGCCCAUGGUGAGUCCUCUCCACUGCUAACUCAAAACCUCUGCAUGAUCAGUGCUAACCAAAAGAUUUGUUGUAUGGAGUUUUUUUUUUCUUUACGACACAAAGGGGAAGUUACGUAUUCAAGUUUUUAAUUUGAAACCAUAAUUCCAUAUAAUUGAUCCUUGCUCGCCAAGACUGUAAUUAAUUAUUAAAGAAUUACAGCAGCUUUUGAAAGUCUGGCCUUUUGGUCACCUCACUCAGUGGACUGAGUCAAUGUCAACAAAGUCAAAUGCAAAAGUCAACAAAUGCCAACAAACAUCUUUUUAGCUUGGCCUAAUUUCUUUAGCAGAGACUAAACACAACUCACCUACUCUCUUCCAGCAGCUGCUUGUCUGUACAGAGACCUCAGGCCAGCCCAUUAUCACAGAUGUUCUUCCUUGAGCUGCGUCACCCCGCUGCAGUUUGUAAUGGACUGGCCUGAGGUCUCGCUACUAGCAAGCGGCUGCUGGAAGAGAGUAGGUGAGUUGUGUUAAGUCUCUUUGUUAAAGAAAUCAGGCAAAGUUAAAAAGAUGUUUGGUGGCAAGUGCUGUGGCUGGGACCCUAUAUGUACUGCUGAUGAAGUUAGGUGCUGUACUAAAGUUGGUAUAACUAGAGAAUCAAGCGGUCGGCAACAUUCAUCUCUCGACGAGGUGUCUAACUCAGUGUUUGACCCUAACUUAAUUUUCCGCCGUAAUAUCCCUUUAAUGCUGCUAGUUAUUGGACGUGUCCUCAGGAACAGAAGCUUUAAAAUGCUGGUCAGGAGUUGUGUCUUAGCUGUAGUACAGUCACCAAACACUAGCUGGAGCUGUAGCUGUGAUUAAGGAGAACAGCUGUAAUGCUCCACUAGCUGGAUGUAAACAAAUGAAAAUGACAGAGGGCAUUUUGUAGCAUGGUGUGAUUUACUGAAUACUAAAGGGAAUAAAACUUAACAUAUUUGAUAAAUCUAUAUUAACUUAUUCUUAGAAAAGUUGUUCACAUUUGUUGUUUUAUAUUUACUUUGUGGGUUAGCUUGAGGGUAAGCCAACUUGUAGAGUAUUUUUCUCCUCCUAACACGUCUGCAGAGCUGCUUUUUAAAAGAACAUGACUAUAAUAGGGCUUUAGUGCCACUAACUGUCAGAGGAACAACAUGACACCUCACAGAGAACCUUUAAAUACUGAAUCAUUUAACAGCCUCCUAUCCUCAAGUGUCUAGACUUAAGUGGAGCGUCUGGUCUGGCUUUGUUUCUGCUGUUAUUUUUAACUUCACAGGAAAAUCACUUCUCACCUGAGCCUCCGUCUCCCUCAUGCUUGUCUUUCCUCCUGCAGGCACAUCAGAUCUGUUACUCCGUCCUCUGCCUUUUCUCCUACGUGGCGGCAGUGAAGGGGAAGGAGGCGGAAGGAAAACCCAAGCUCCUGUCACCGAGACCCCUUCCCAGCUAGUCCACAUCUCGCGCCGUCUCCCCACUCCCCCUCACUCCCUCCCCUUCAGUGUGCCUCUCUACUUGAAACGGCAUCUCAGCUCUGAAACCACAGACUUCUGACAAUCCCUAAGUUUAGUCUAAGCACACAAUCCCACUUCCUGCCCCCUGUACAUACAAGCCUAAGACCCUUUUUAGUCCCUGUUGUGUAACGUGUUUGGUCUGUGAUGUCGUGUAAAUACUUCCUCACUGCUGUCGUCCUGAUGGUCAUACCAACUAGAUAAAUGUUUGCCUGCUCCUUUAGGUGGGAGCAGUGACUCCCCUGAGCUCCUCUCCUCUGUCUUCUAUUGUUCCUGCUGCCAAGACCCAAAUGUUUCCACCAAUAGGAGAUGUGAGGGAUUUCCCCCCCAAGGCACAGAGUGCAUGCAGGUCCCGUGCACAAGCCUUGAAACGUCACUACAGAGUAGACUUCCUCAUUAUUUGUCUCCAUCACUGUUCUGUGAGUCGUGCUUACUGUAAAGUUCCAGUUUGUCCAAAUUGAAACUGGUGAAACAUCCAGAGACCCUCAUGUAGUGCGGGACAUCCCAUAUUGAAAAAAGCUACUGUAUACUGCACCAGAGCACCGCAUGUAAACGCUUCUUCAAAGUGUUUGAACCCUAAAAUAAUGUGAGUGUUCUCUGAAUUACUGUUCUAGUUCUACUGUAAAAUUUCUCGUCCGUGGUCUGCUGUUAUCGAUUGCAUGUUACUAUGAGGAUAAAAAAUAAAUAUUAUAUAUAUUUCUAUAUAUAGUAUUUAUUUAAUAUAUACAUAUAUUGACUGUACAUUUCUCUGGAAAAAUAAUGUUACAAAUUGUUGAUUUGCUAGAUGUGCAAUACUUAAUAAGUAGUUAGCCAUUGCCAGAGCCAGGUUUUCUCGAGUAACCCGGCAUCAACAGGGUGAAGAAUGUAAGAAAAGACUUUUUUUUUUCUAUAGUUUGUGUUUGUUGAAGUGAAAAUGAUGACUUCAGUUUGACAUGACUGUUUCAAGUUUGUCUUUGGGAAUCUGGAUCAUGCAUAGGAAAAAAAAUCUGCUGCUGUCCUGCUCCCUAUUUGUGAAAAAUUUCCACUCAAACCCGCCCCCAACUCGUGAUGUCACAAGUUGAGGGCGAUGGUGUGAUGAGUCAUCGGUGAUGUUGGCAGUUGUUUGCUAUCUUUCCCAUUUGAAUUCAGCUCUUAAAAGCCAUGUGACCUUUGUCUUAGAAAUGCUGUCGGUAAAUGUUAGCGCCGUUUGUCAACUCGUUCGCUGAAUUUAAAUGUGGAAAAAAGAACCAAACUCAUCAUUACGAAAUUAUUAGCAGAGGAAUUAGACUUUGAAAAAGACGUGUCACCAAACUAAAUGAUGGUGUUGCUGCUGGUUUUCAGUAUAAAUGAGCAGAAAAUGUAAAAUAAUGAUUUAGAAGUGAUUGGUACAAUACGAUCUGGUUGUCCUUAGCGUCAGUUUUGCUGAGAUACACCACAGCUUUGACCAAUCAGAAAGAAGUUAUAAGACAUGUUUAACCAUUUAGGUAGCUGAGACUUUUGCCUUUUCUCUUCAGGCUGCUAAACUCACCUGUUUACAUAAGGGUGUUAAUCUUUUAACUCAAUUUUUCAGGUACAUGUUCACAUUUUCUGAUGGUUUCCUCGCAAAACUGUGACUUUUCCUCACCUGUGCCUCUGUUAAUCUGUGCCUGGAUUAUAAUUUGAAUACAGUCAUCUUCUUUUUCAUCUACUCUAACCAGUGAAUGCCACCAAAAAAACAGAACAAGUCAUACUUUCUGACACAGACCGUGAGAAAAUGUGAGCUACUGUACCUGGAAGGAUCAGAAAAUGUAAAGAAAAAAAACUAAUUUUAGGAAAAAAUAAACUACAGAAUUCAUAAAAGAGGUUUAAUUAAAAGUUAAGAGUAGAGUUGGAGCAGCUGAACAGUUGACUUUUGGUAACAGCGUGUGGUGUAAUCUUUUAGUUGAGUUUUAAACAAGAAAAUAGGUUAAAAAAAAACCCAGAAAUUUAGUCUCCAAACUCGCAGCAACAGGUUUUUCUUCCUGUAAAUGAACUUUUCCGUCGUGUUGAAGCCCUGCAGCUGUGCUCAUCCGCUCCUCAAGUCUUAAUGUUGUUUCUGUUCUGUGAUAGUAAAGAACAGUUGAAUCUGGCCUAUUGCGGCACAUUGACUUUCACAUGAGUGUGUGAGUGUGCGUGUUGUGUGUGUGUGUGUGUUUGUUCAUGUGGUGAUCAGUUUCUCCAGAUCAGCAAUAUAUAGGUACAGUUAUUUCACUGGAAGAUGCUUUUUUUGACUCAGACAAGCUUGUAUUUUUAGUGAUUUAACUGUGCAGAGAAAAGUGAAGGUAGGACAUUCAGACGAUCUUGAUCCGUUAAUAAAUGAAAUGAUAGAACUCAAUCUGAAGUCGGUCUGUGAAUAGGACAUGGCCCUUUCUGCUAAAUUGAAACACCUUCCUUUUUUUUGUUUAGUUUUUUUUUUACACUGGAUUAUUACAGCUCAUCUCUGUCACUGUACUGGUCAGCUGCUGUAAUGAGAGGGAAAAAUGAAAUGAGAUGUCAGGUGUAAGUAUUCCAGUAUUUGAAAAAGUAUUUAUAGAACAUGUACAGCUUUGGCAAUAUAAUAAAGUUGUCGCAAAUGAAGCUCAG
Messenger RNA from Xyrichtys novacula (pearly razorfish), 54681 nucleotides. NCBI's taxonomy places the organism in Eukaryota, Metazoa, Chordata, Actinopteri, Labriformes, Labridae. The record is from the annotation of a GenBank genome assembly.